Pelobates cultripes (western spadefoot toad) is the source of this 89204-nucleotide messenger RNA. Lineage: Eukaryota; Metazoa; Chordata; Amphibia; Anura; Pelobatidae. The record is from the annotation of a GenBank genome assembly.
AUGCCGUUUUCAGGACAAACAGACAAGCAACCCUUGGUGACCACGAAAUAUGGGAAACUACUUGGGAGAAAGGUGAAGGUAUUGGAGACAGACAGACCAGUAGACACUUUUAUGGGAAUCCCUUUUGCAAAGCCGCCAGUUGGUGAAUUAAGAUUUGCUAAUCCUCAGCCACCAGCACCCUGGAACUCUAUCAGGGAUGCAACUAAAGACCCACCCAUGUAAGUAUCUAACAAUUCUCAACACAAACAAUACUGAUUCAAUUAAUACAGCAAGUUGUGCUAUUAUUGUUUGUUUGUGUUUAUUGGCAGGGGGUUUCAAAUUGUUAAUUUGCUGUAUCUUUGAAACCACUGAUAUUUUAUUGCUGUCCAGCCUUAUUUUUUGUAAGUGUGGUUAUAGAAAAUUAACUUGGGUUUUAAAAGGUUGAGCUUGGUUCAUUUCCCUGUUUUAAAAAAACAAACAAAAAAACAGUGCAAUGUUUUACUAUAAUGCCACGUGAUUAAAUGUGAAUACAAACCUGGUUGCACCAGCUGUUGUGGCAGUGGAAACCCACAUGUUUAAACUCUGCACGACAAAAUAAAGAAUAAAAAAAAAAAGAAAAAAAAAGUUGAGCUUGAUGGAUUAUAGUUUUAAGUUCAACCUAGAUUACUAUGUAACUAUGUAAUGGUCACCCUACUCUUGUGCCCUUUGCUAAUAUCAAACCAUGUUAGGACUGCCUUUGUUUGAUAUUUGCUUGAUUUUUUUUGUAACGAGUACAAUAUUGUCCAGGUGUUUACAAAACCAGAAAUUAAUGGAAGAGCUAAAGAAGCAUUUCAAGAUUGAGACUCCGUCGCCCCCAUUUUCUGAAGAUUGCCUCUAUAUUAACAUUUUCACUCCAGGAGACCGAGAGAAGAAUUCUAAACUACCAGUAAGUAUUGAUACAUCAAUUUUGUUGUCAUAGAAGAUAUUGAUUAAAUCCCAUUUAAGUUAUGUGAAAUAGAAGUAAAUGAAGCAAACACAUAAUAUACAAUGUUUAGCAGACUUAAAACACUUUAAUAAUUAUUAUAGAAGAACUUAAACUAACCAACACAAACAUUAUUUAGGUCAAUGGAGGAAGAAGAUUGUGAUCCAAUGUUUUAAAACUAAAUCUGAAGGAUGUUUUUCUCCAAAAACACCCUUUUUUGGAUAGGAGAAGAUUACGUCAUCUUUCAAACAAACAAAUAAACAAACAAGCAAACAAAAAAUGUGUGUCUAUGGGGCAAAGUAACUUGUAGACAUGGCAAGUUCCUGAGGUUUUCAAAUAUGAAGGCCUAAGUACCUAUUCCGAUUUUAAUCUCUGCUGUACUUUUUAUGACUUAGGGCUCUCCACGACACUUAUCGAAUCCUGCCUUUCUUGAUUGCAAGACUUUUUCAAGCCUGUCUCUAUUUCAGUCACUUUUCCAAAAAGCUUACAACACUAAAAUAUACUUCGGAGUCUCAUAAUUCCAUAAUAUCUACAAAGUAUGAGAGUCCUAGUCUACUACUGUAGUGGUCAGUUUGUUGCUAUCAAACUCCGUACGCAAUGUAUCUUACAGGGCAGAAUGUGUUGCCAUCAAUUGGGUCUCCAUAGAAGUUGCACAGCCAGCUUUAUUGAAUAGAUGCGGGCCCACACUUGGGUUCCAUUUUGCAUGAAGUAUACCAGAUAAGGUUCCAUCUCUUUUUUGGCCAGGUUAUGAUGUUUAUACAUGGUGGAGGAUUACAAGUUGGAGGAGCCAUAUUUUUUGACGGCGCUGCAUUGAGUGCUUACGGAAAUGUUGUGACUGUGACAAUCCAGUACAGACUGGCAUUCUUGGGAUUCACAAGGUAAGUCCUGAUUCAGACAAUGUAUAUGUAUCCAUCUUUACAAUUACAGUUGUAUAAUUACAAAGUAAAGAAGAACUGAAAAAAGUUCAGUGUUUCACAUAUCCCACUCUCUGUUCUUGAUUCAAAAUAAUGUUAAAAAUCCAAUUUCAUCUAAUUUCAAUAUGUGUCCUAAAAAGGGACAAUUCCCUCCAUCAGAUAAAAUUCUUAAACCGAUAAAUCAUUAGGGAACCGAUCUUCUUUCACAGGGUGAGGAGGGUUUAGCUGGGUAGCUGCUGAGAGUAUUAGCUGACGUAUAAUUUUCACAGGGUGUUUGGUGAAACCUUACACAGUUACAUAGCUGAAAAGAGAGAUGCAUCCAUCAAGUUCAGCCUUUCUCACAUUUGAUUUUUGCCGUUGAUCCAAAAAAAGGCAAAACGCCCAGCGCUUCCAACUGUCCAACAUACUAUGAAAAAAAGUCCUUCUUGACCCCAAAAUAGCAGUCAGAUAUCACAAUGGAUCAAGCAGAUAUUACCCCACUAGUAAAACAAUUAUAUCCUUGUAUGUUAUGUUUUUGGAAGUAUUUACCCAAUUGCUGUUUAAACAUCUGCAUGGACUCUGAUAAAACCACAUCUUCAGGCAGACAAAACCACAUCCUUAUUGUUCUUACUGUAAAAAAAACCCUUUCCUUUCUUCCAGCCUAAAUGUGUGACCUCGUGUCCUAUGUAUAGCCCUGUUUAUGCAUAGAUUUCCAGAUAAAGGUUUGUACUGGCCCUGAAUAUAUUUGUAUAAUGUUAUCAUAUCCCAUCUGAGGCUCUGUUUCUCCAAAGAGAUUUCAAUUUGUUAACUUCUCUUUAUAACUAAAAUGCUCCAUUCCUUUUAUCAAUAUUUUAGCCCGCCUCUGCAGUACCAUAAUAGCCUUUAGUACAGGUGCCCACGAUUACAUAUCCAAGAUAUGGUCUUACCAGUGAUUUAUCAAGAGGCAAAAUUAUAUUUUCAUCCUGAGAAUUAAUGCCCCUAUGUAUACAUGACAAUACAUUACUGGCCUUAGCAACUGUCGCUUGACAUUGCAUAUUAUUGCCUAGUUUAUUGUCUAUAAUAAUUCCUUAAUGCUUCUCAUUUGUUGUUAUCCCUAGUUCACUAUCAUUUAGGGUGUAAAUUGCUUGUGCAUUUUUCUACAUUAAAUUUCACCUGCCAUUUUAGUGCCCAGUCCCCCAGUCUAUCUAAAUCCCUCUGCAGCAAAGCAAUAUCCUGCUCACAUUGUAUUCUUUUACAGAGGUUUGUGUCAACUGCAAACACUGAAACAUGGCUUUCAAUGCCUAUUUCAAGAUAAUUUAUAAAUAUGUUAAAUAAAAGAGGUUCCAGAACAGAACCCUGAGGGACACCUCUUACCACUUUUGUCCAGCUUAAAAAUUUACCAUUUAUGUAAACUCUCUGUGCUCUAUUUUUAAGCCAUUCAUCUACUCAAGUACAAGAAUUUUCAUCUAGAUCCAUUUCUUUUAAUUUGAAAACUAACUUAUUGUGUCGAACCAUAUAAAACAAAACUUGGUAAAAUCCAAGCAGAUCACAUCCACUGCAACACCCUGAUCUAUACUUCUACUUACUUCUUCGUAGAAUGCAAUAAGGUUAGUUUCACAUGACCUAUGUUUCAUAAAACCUUGCUCAUACUGCGGCAGCAUAGAGUAAGGGGGACAUCUGCGUCAGGUGCCAAAUGCUCCAACAUCAAGGUGAAACUGCUGUAAAACAAUUUAAGAUGGUGCCCGGACACUCUUUCCCCACAAUAGACUUUGUUUAGAAGGUGUGAGUGUCCUUUAAAGUGACUUGGAUUAAAUUUUUUUUACCAAACAGUCCAUGACUCUCAUCCAACGUGCAACUCAAAAUUUUUAUUUGGCCACUCCGCAUGCUUUUAAUUCAGUGUUAAUAUUAUCCCCACCCUGGUGAUAAACCCUGAGCUUGGUUUUACGAACACUAGUGAUUUAAUCAUAUUUUCUUAUACGUUUCAACAAAAAAUGAUAAAAUGUAUCAGUCGUUGGUGCUGUACUUCAUUGUAUGAAUCCACAGAUGUCAACAUUCUUUUUGUAUGUGUUCUAUCUCAGUACUAAGGACAAAGAGUUACCGGGCAACUAUGGGUUUAUGGAUCAAGUUGCAGCUCUUCAGUGGAUCCAAGAAAACAUUAAAGAUUUUGGAGGAGAUCCAGAGUCUGUCACUGUUUUUGGAGAAUCUGCAGGUGGUUUGAGUACCUCUGCUUUGGUAUGUUUUUUUGUCGCUCUCCAUGAAUCUAUCUCUUUACAUAAUUUAUUUUAUGCCCAUCUCCACAUCCAAAGUACAAUCAAUACACUAAAACAAACAAUCAUCGUGUUAUUAUUUCUAGGUGUUAUCUCCCUUAGCCAAAGGCUUAUUCCACAGGGCUAUCGCGGAGAGUGGGACUGCCUUAUUUCAUAUCCUCAUGAUCACUGACCACAAAGAAAUGAUUUCUAGAAUAAAUGUGAGUAUUCCUUCUCUUCUUCCUGUGAGCAAUUUCUGGAAAAGCCAACUCUCCGUAUAAAAUAUCCUUUUAUGGUACCUGCGAUCACAAAAUACAAAGUCCCAUAUUAGUAACCACAUCUUUUCCGAAAUAGAACACUGGAGAGUAUCAUCAAGGUACAAUUGUACAAUGACAGACAUUAAAGAGACACUAUAUGCACCAAAACAACUUUAACUUAAUGAAGUGGUUUUGGUGUAUAGCUCCAGCCCCUGUAGUGUCACUGCUCAAUUCUCUGACAUUUAGGAACUAAAUCACUUUUGUUUAUGCAGCACUAGUCACACCUCCCUUCAUGUGACUCACACAGCCUUACUAAACACUUCCUGUAAAGAAAGAUGUAAUGUUUAAACUUUAUUGCACAGUCGGUUUAAUUUAGAAUUUCUUAUCUCAUGCUCUGUUAAUAAAUUAACAGAGCAGGAGAUUAAAAUAAAAAAUAAAAAACGUCUAAAGUAAUCACAUCAUGCCGUAACAUCUGAUUGACAAUAAACCAUUUUUUCAUGCAGGUUGUGUCAGUCUUAGCCAGUGGAGGUGUGGCUAGGGCUGCAUAAACAGAAACAAAACUGAAUUUAAAAAAUGAGCAAUGAGACUGCUGGGGCACUAAAGCACUAAAAAAAAAAACAGCUUCAUUAAAUGAUCACUAUAGGAUCCAGGACACAAACAUGUAUUCCUGACCCUAUAGUGUUAAAACCACCAUCUAGCCUCCCUGGGCCCCUAAUGCCUCCAUAAAUAUAGCAAACUCUUACUGUAUUCAAGCCUGAAGCUGUAACUCUGUAUGCUGUUAGAUUCAGAAAAACAAGCUGCCUGCUGACAUCAUCAGAAGUGGUAGUCUGAUCCAAUCACAAUGCUUCCCCAUAGGAUUGGCUGAGACUGACAAGGAGGCAGAUCAGGGGCAGAGCCAGCAUGAUUCAAACACAGCGCUGGCCAACCAGCAUCUCCUCAUAGAGAUGAAUUGAAUCAAUUAAUCUCUAUGAGGAAAGUUCAGUAGAAGGAGGAGAUACUGAAUGUUUGGAUGCAUUUUAGGCAGCCAUGACCCAGGAAGGAUCUCUACCAGCCAUCUAAGGAGUGGCCAGUGAAGUUAUCACUAGGCUGUAAUUUAAACACUGCAUUUUCCCUGAAAAGACAGUGUUUACAGCAAAACGCCUGAAGGUAAUGAUUCUACUCACCAGAACAAAUUCAAUAAACUGUAGUAGUUCUGGUGACUAUAGUGUCCCUUUAAGUUGUUUUGUUGCUUAGUGUAUCCCUUUAAGGGGGUUAAAGAAUAAUCUAAUCUAGAAACCCUUUGUACGCCUAAGCAAUUCACGAUUCAGGCAUAUCCAUUACACGUUCGUUAAAGGGACACUCCAACUUUAUUGAAAGUCAUCUGAGUGUUUGUUUACCUCAAAGGGGUAACCCCAAAGUGCUCUAUCCAGUGCCCAUUAGCUCCUCCCACAAACUUCUGUUGCAGGACGAGACUUGAAUCAGGGAGCCGUAAACUGGGAGCUGCUAAUAGUCUCAGAGCACAGGCCACUGAUAAGCAGUUUCACCCUUUUAGGUAAAGAGUCGCCCAGGGAACUCCUCGCACCAUAACAACCUAAUUACAAAGAAAUUGUUAUGGUGCCUGGAAUGUUCCUUUAAUACAUAUUGUUUUUUCACACUGAAGGGUAUAGCAUAAAACUGAAUGUAGUCCAUUAAUUAACUUUCCUUGGCCACAAGUGGAUGCUACUUACUCAAAUGUAGCACGUAUCAUUUCAUUUGACUGUAUUUUUAGUGGAUUAGUGAAUAAGUUUCUAAGAGUGGUGUAACAAAGCCCAUAUUAACCUAUGGCACAUUGCAGAACUCUAAGGCCAUAGUAUCCAAAUAGUUUAGGUUUCUUAUUUCUUUCUCCAGUCUAUGUAUUGUCAGUGAGUGUGAGUGAAGGUCAGUGUCCACCUCUAAGCAGAGCAUAUCAGGCUGCUAUCACUGAUCCAAACAGUUAGACAGACCAACUGCUGUCUGUAGAAUAAUCAGGGAACACGGCAGCUCAACUGGAGGGAACACGGCAGCUCACAUUGGAGGGAGCACAGCAGCUCAUAAUAGGAGGGAACACAGCAGCUCACACUGGAGGGAACAUGGCAGCCUACGCUGGAGGGAACAUGGCAGCCCACGCUGGAGGGAACAUGGCAGCCCACGCUGGAGGGAACAUGACAACUCACACAGGGGGUGAACACAGCAGUUCACACUGGGGGGACACGGCAGCUCACACUGGCGGGAGCACGGCAGCUCACGCUGGAGGGAAUAUGGCAGUGGACACUGUAGGAAGGUAUAUUAACAACAACUCCCUAUAUGUUUUUCACAAAGGAGCUAUGGCUAUUAUAACUAUUAGAAGUAUGAAUUAAUAUAUGCAGUACUAUAACACAAGUUUAUUUUAGGCAAUCUGAAAAUGUCAGGCUGUUAAAUUCCAAAUCUGGAGAGGGGGGGGGAAAUGCAGUUAAAUAAUGCAAUACUCCAGCAUGUUUUUUUUGGAGGAUCAAAAUCACUAGAGAAGGUCUCCUGACUGCAGAAAUCUGAACCAUAAAUAGGACAACUCAUUUGCACGACUAGACUUUUUGUUGAGUGCCAUUUUUGUGUUUUUCAGUACGUUGCCAAUAAAUCCGGCUGUGAUCCUGAUACAUUGGCGGAUUGCUUGAAAAAGAAAACUGAAAAAGAAAUCCUUUUGAUUUCAGAUUCCACGGUAUGUUAUGUAAUUACCCUGUGUUUUUCUACUAGGAUACUUGAAAACAAUUCUUGUUUAAGGUGAAACGGCAUAAUAACAGGCAGUUAGAAUUACAAAUCUUAAAGGGUUAGUCUGAUUUUAGAAAACUUUUUUUUUUUUUUUGAUGAAGUAAGGCUUGCUGGUUUGCCACCCCUUCCCCCCAAAAAAAUCAACAAAAAAAUAUGACCUGCAAACUGACACGAACUUGAUUCUCCUUUGGUGACACCACUCCCCCACUUCAGGUGGAUGAACAUCUUGGAGGAUGGGCUAAAUUGAGGACUUGGGAGGCACGGAGGGGAACCCUGCCCAAGCCGUUGGGCAUUUGUCACUAAAUGUUACAGCACAAAAUCUGCAUGUACUUUAGCCUGGGGAGAGGUGAAUGCAGGUUAUGUUACUGCUUAGAAAAUUAAGUUAGGCGGAACUGCUGGAUUUCUUCCACCAGAAAAGGAGAGAAGAAACACCUCAAUCCACAAACAAAGAGGGAAAAGUAACUUUUAUUCAAAUUAUGUUACUAUCACAGUAGUGGCAUAAAGAGGGAAGUGCUGGAUUAUUCUGGCAUGACCAGUGCCUACUCCAGCAUUUCUUCAGUGUAGUUUACAAAAAAUGCCUACAGGAUGUUACAAAAAAAUCAGUAUUUGGGAAGAAAUCCACUAUACAGUGCAUACAGUUACCUGACUUAAACAAAAUCCCUGUACAAUGCUGAGCAUUGCAGGUUGCUUUUGCAGCCUGCAUAGAAGCUCUGUAGUGGGCGCACACCUCUCCUUUCUACCCUCUCUGCUUACUGUAUUGCAGUCAAUAUAACGAAAACAGCAGUAAAGACAAAUUUUUGUUCUGAGGAUAGAGAAUACAAUGUUGCUGUGUUCAUAUAAAUUGAAGAUUAAAAACUGUUAUACAUUAUCUGUACAGGGACUUUUAGAUGUACCUGGAUGUGUAGAUGGGGUGUUUCUACCCAAACCUCCAGAAGAGAUUAUGGCGAAUAAACAGAGCAACAAUGUUCCCUUUAUGAUUGGCAUUAAUAACCAAGAGUUUGGCUGGCUAUUAUUUCAGGUAAGAACCAUUUUUGUUGUCUCCUUACAAAAUAGAAGAUUGUUUUCUAUUAAAAGUCAUAAAGAAUCAGAUGAUGUUUUGUAACAAACGUCUCAAAGUAAGAAAAUCAUCCCAAGCAAAUUAAUUUAAUGUAAAACUAAACCUUCUUAAGAUAUAGGGUUUUAAAGCAAGGUUCGAUCAGAAAUGCGUGCAAGGUCCAGAUGAAGUAACAGAAUGGGCCAACACUUAUACACAAUAAAUAACAUGCUUCAUGAGAGAUAGACAGGCUGUUCACAUUAUGAUCAGCAUUUUAUGGAUGACUGUAAAUGGAUGUUCUGCUAAAAAUUGCAAUGAUCAGGGCUAGGGAAAAUAAACUUUGACUAGAGUUCAGGAACGUAAGUAUACGAUAAAUGAGAUAAACAUAAAAUUGCCUGAUGUGUUCUGAGUCAAGUGGAACCUAAUCAUGAACUAUUAUUGCUCUUCUGUGACCAGGUAAUGAAUGUUGAUGAUUUUCAAAAUGGAAUGGAUAAACAAACAGUACAGUCACUACUGAAAAUCUUUAACUUUUUGGUAAGUCUCAUAUGCAAUCUGUAUGCACACUGAAUGUGUCUUUCGUUAUGUAUAACAAAUACCUGAUUGAUUUAAAAAAAGCAGAAUUAUUAUAUUAACAAAAACACACACAAAAAAAAACCCCACAGGGAAACCUUUGGGACCAGAAGGGUAAUGUUCCCAAAGGCCUCCUUGGAUAAUUUUAAUUAUAUUACGACUAACUUAAAGUAUAUUUAAAGAAACACUCUGGGUACCAUAAUAACUUCCUUGAAAUUAGGUCCCUGAUGCUUCCUUGCCAUUAGGGAUCAAAAGGUAUGUACCUUUUUGAAGCCGUGUUUAUGAAUGGGGAGCUCCUGAUUGGUUAAGAGCCUUAGAUGACCAUCAGUGGUGCCCCAGCUCGAUGCUGCCCAAGCCUUCUGAUGAAUUUCAGAGAACUAGAGGACAUAGGGAAAGUUCAGGAUUCAGGGAUUGCCCAGUUUUGUCCAAGGUGUUUUUUCCCUUUCUAAAAACGCCUUAGCCACAACUGGGUAAUCUCUAAAUCCUGGACUGGUAGAGAUGGGCGUAAGGAUUGGUUUGGGAACCACCGAUUUAGCUUGUUUUCGACUAGCCUGAAUGGUAACUGCACCUCCGUUACAAUUAGUCAUUAUGAGUUCAUUGUUUAAAAUUGCUUUUAUUUGAAAUGUAUUUGAAGUGAAUUUGCCCCAUUUCUGUGAUGUUGGGCUUUGCUAUUCUUCUGCCAUUAAUUAAUAAAAAAUAAAAAAAAUCCCAUCUCUGGGGAAGUGCACAGUCCCUGUGAUAGACCUCUGUGUUUAAUUUUAAUUCAACAGUUUGAUUUGUUUCUAAUCCAUUUCAACCUAUUGUGUUUGGACAUCACACUUUGUUGGUGUUCCUACCUCCACUGAAUGGGAUCAAGGUUUGUAUUGGUUUCCUCUGCAACUAUCCACCCCUCACUUUGAAGUUUACACACCUGACGUCUCCACCCUCCUUGUUAAGUUGACUUUGAACAUGCAUUUAAACAUUGCAAUGUAGGUGUAGCACUGUCUUGAUAAAAAAUCCCCGUGCAGACUGAAACGUUGAUAUGCGGGCUGCUUAAAUAAAACGGCAUAAUUGUAAUGACAUCUAUGCUUGGCCCCUUUUUGACAGUGUCAUGAAAGGGAAGGAGCAUAGUCAUUUUCACAUAAAGCCAGGGUGAAUAGCUUUAUUACAACUAUGGUGUCAAGAAUAUAUGUUUGUAUUCCUGACACUAUAGUGUUCCUUUAAUCAAAUUAAUGGAACAUUCUGGUCACCAUAACAACUUCAACUAAAUGAAAAUGCUAUGAUGCAAGGAGGCCCCUCUCUUUCUUUAAAGGGGUGAAACCACUCUCAAAUGGUUUACCCCCAAAGGCUUCCUCCAGCUCCAGAGCGCUCAGUGGUAUUCAGCUUCUUAAACGGAGUGUCAGGAAGUGCAGACUGACGUCAGGCAUGGGUGCCGCUGAUUGGCUAGAGUGGUCAGCUGACGCUCUAAGCCAAUCGUUAGUUCCCGAUUCAUAAAAAUGUUUUACGUUUUCAUGAAUGGGGAGCUACUGAUUGACUUAGAGUGCCAGCUGACCCUCUAGCCAAUCAGUGGCACCCCUACCCAGCGGCCCUCUGUGCUUCCUGACACUCAGUAAAUUAAAGUGAACACAUUAACACUGAUACUUUUUUCUACCUGGGGAGAUGAGAAGGUCCAAAGUUUUCCUGCCAGGCCCAGGUACCAAAGCCUUAUGAUGUGGUGUCCAGAAUGAAGUGCUCCAAUCUAAUUUUCUUCUCCUUCAUUUGACACAGUCUUCUUUUUCUUCUGAGGCUCCUUCUGCAGAGGCGGCUCUAGACUUUAUGAGGCCUUAGGCGAAACUCAAACAUGAGGCCCCACUAACAAAAAAGUGAAAAAAAUAGAGCUGCAUCACAUGCACACUGUCACAUAUACACAUUGAUGCACAGUUUACCUGUGUAUGUGUCUGAGAGUGUGUCUGACAGAGUAUCCUUGUGUGUGUGUGUGUGUGUGUGUGUGUGAAUGUAUGUCUCUGAGCUUUUUGGCGUUUUUGUCUGGUACCCUAUGUAUAUGGGGUAGCUGCUUGAAGUGUGUUGUGUGUAUGGGGGGGGGUGAUUAUCUGCUUGAAGUGUGUAGCUGCUUGAAGUGUGUUGUGUGUAUGGGGGGGUGAUUAUGAGAGAGAGAGGUGGGUGAUGGUGAGUGCCCCCUCUUGCCCCCCCCCCUGCGGACGCCCAUGCUAUCAGGGGAUGUGAUUUUUGUGGGGAUAUGUUGUAUUUUGGGGUACUUUUUGGGGUUUGUAAAAAUGUAUGUUUUUUCUGUUUUGGGGUUUGUAAAAAUGUAUGUUUUUUCUGUUUGGAGUUAAUUGAGUUAGCCCAUUGUCUUUGUUAAUUGUAUCACAGGCAGAGGGGAGGGAUUGUGUACACUGUAGGGGAGUGUCUGCAUGUAAGACUCUGUUUGUAUUGGUUUGUUAAUUCUGUGUCCUGGGCGUCAACCUUGUGGGGGAAAACUGUAUAAAAACUCAAGCUCUUCAAUAAACCUUCAGACCUGCUUGACCCCUUCUUGAAGCCUUGGCUCAUGUUUGGGGGAUGGGAUCACUACACUCUUGGGGAUUGCUAUAAUCACAAUACUCCCCUGCGUAUAAGCUCUUGUAAGAGCUUAUUCCUGCUACACUCUUUGGAUUAGGAGAGGUCUACCCACUGGAAGCUGGAUCCUGGUCUUAGGUCCAGGGUGUAUGGAGGACGGCGUAGCUGCAUCGCUGGAGGUGGGGUCUGCAGUGCUUGUGGUGUCUGGUGGAGUGCUGGGAGUCCUCGGCAAGCACUAGGAGCAUCGAUUGGCGGAGGUACUCGGUCGGAGUGCCAGCGGUCCGUCACACAAGCUUUCCAAGGGCUCUCUUUAGCACACUAAGCUAUAACUUUUUGGUUGUAGAAUUUGCAUCAGGAGCUAGUAAGUAGAAAAACAUUGAGUGCGGAACCCCACGCACAAUGUUUUUUUGUGUGUAUGAGAUUUCCCACAGAAAUUUCAAAUUUGCAGUGAUGUUACUACUGCAAAGGAUUUUGGGGGUGGGGUAUAUGCAAAUUAGUUCAACAAAGAAUCACAUUUCAUAUGAGAGAGAGAGAGAUAAUACACUAUGAGAUUUAUUUUAAAUAAAAACUUUUUAGUAUUUGACAGAAAAAUCCAUCCCUUUGGUAAUGGAGGAAUAUUUUGGGGACACAAGCGAUCCUUUUGAAAUCCGAGACCGAUUCCUGGAUUUGUGCGGUGAUAUCAUAUUUGUUAUACCAGCUCUGAAGACAGCGAAAUAUCACAGAGGUAGGUAACAAAAACCUUUAUCCUGGAACAUAGUAAAAUUAGAUAAUAUGCUGCAUUCAUUUUUUUUUUACAAUAAUAGUUAAAGGGACACUAUAGUCACCUGAACAUUUUUAGCUUAAUGAAGCAGUUUUGGUGUAUAGAACAUGCCCCUGCAGCCUCACUGCUCAAUCCUCUGCCAUUUAGAAGUUAAAUUCCUUUGUUUAUGAACCCUAGUCACACCUCCCUGCAUGUGACUUGCACAGCCUUCCAUAAACACUUCCUGUAAAGAGAGCCCUAUUUAGGCUUUCUUUAUUGCAAGUUCUGUUUAAUUAAGAUUGUCUAUCCCCUAUGUUAAUAGCUUGCUAGACCCUGCAAGAGCCUCCUCUAUGUGAUUAAAGUUCAAUUUAGAGAUUGAGAUACAAUUAUUUAAGGUAAAUUACAUCUGUUUGAAAGUGAAACCAGUUUUUUUUCAUGCAUGCUCUGUCAAUCAUGGCCAGGGGAGGUGUGGCUAGGGCUGCAUAAACAGAAACAAAGUGAUUUAAUUCCUAAAUGACAGUGAAUUGAGCAGUGAAAUUGCAGGGGAAUGAUCUAUACACUAAAACUGCUUUAUUUAACUAAAGUAAUUUAGGUGACUAUAGUGUUCCUUUAACUCACACUUGGUUUUACUUUAUUACAAUCUAAUAGUUUGGGUAGUUUUAAAUCAAUAAUUGCAGUAUAACAGAGAAAUUAUUAACGGGACAUGCAUCACUUGGCAAUUCUUUUUUUAAACCAGCAAGUAAACACUUUUAAACAAAUAUAAAAACCAAAAUAAAGCAAGAAAACCAUUUAUAAAUGUACUGCAAACUUGGUCAGAUUGCAUUUCUGGGCACACCUUUUUUAGCUAGGGGAAUUUAUUUAGUUUAAAAUUGAAUAUAAAUGUUAAUGAUUAUUGUAAGAAUUAAAUGUUUCUUUAAGAUUUCUGGAUAGGACGAACUUUCACUUUAUAUAUUUUAAAUAGAUAUAAUUUCACUCUGAAUAGUUUGAGAAGUUCAGUAUAAAUCUGAACAACUUUAAAAAGAUGAACAGUCACUUUAAAGAGCUUUGGAUGUUGAGCAGGAAUUUGGAACACUUUGAAUAGAUGAAACGUCACUUUAAACAGCCUAAGCAGUUGAACAUUAAUUUGGAUUAUUUUGAAUAAAUAAACAGUCACUUUGAGCACCCAAAUAGAAUACACAAUCACUUUAGAAGGUUUGGUAAGGUAGAGAGUCACUCUAGUGAAUUUAAAGAAGUGAAAUGUAACUUUAAAUGUGUUAACAGUGGUGUAUCCUGGUUUUGUGCUGCCCUGCCUGACGUCAUAUUCCGGCUCCCAGCCUCACUCUGCGGCGCGUGAGGGAGCUGAGCGGACAGCUCAGAGGAAGAGCUCCCUCGCCGCCCGCACAGCAGCCCGCACGGUCAGUUAGCCGCAAGGCUAACAAGGCAUUUGCCCUGGGCAUUUGGGGGCGGCUUUUUUGCCGCCCCCUGAAAAAUGCCGCCCAAGGCAAAUGCCUUGUUUGCCUCGCGGCUAUAACGCCCCUGUGUGUUAACAAGGUUUAGACAAAAUGCAGACCCUUUAAGCAAAGUUGCAGACACUUUAAACAAGAACUGAUUGUAUCCUGGAAGCUUAAUGACUGUAAAUUACAAGACGGAGUACUCCAAAUGCAAGUAUUUAUAAUCAAUGAAUAACUGUAUCCAAAAGGAAUCUCCAGAAGCUGAUUUAGAGGUAUAUUCACUUUAUUCCGAAUUAGAAGGAGGUAAUCUGCUUUAUUGUACCUUGAAGCAAAUUUUAGUGGGAUUGAGCAAGAGAAUAUUGCUUGGAGUCCAAAUUCAGGAUUGGAGAAGUUUGGGUAAACGAUAUCACAGGCAAAGGUUCGGUACACAAGAAAAUGUAUUUAAGAUUGAGCUCAAACGGCAGUCUUGAAUCGCUAGGAAACAGUUGAGUAAAUGAUUUUCAACACUGCUGCAGCUUUGUCUAAAUAGGAGGGCAUCUAACGUCAGAAGUAGUGAUGUCCCGAACGGUUCGCCAACGGUUCGCCAUGAACAGUUUCCGCGGACUCCAAUCAGCAGACACUUUCCAGCCAAUCAGCAGCAGAUACUUCCUUCCAGACCCUCCCACCUCCUGGACAGCAUCCAUUUAGAAGCUGCUUUCUUAGUGAGCUGUCCAGGAGGUGGGAGGAUCUGGGAGGGAGGGUCUGCUGCUGAUUGGCUGGAAUGUGUCUGCUGACUGGAGUCCGUGGCGAACCGUUCGGCGAACCGUUCGGGACAUCACUAGUCAGAAGCAAAAGCGGGCUGAUCAGGAAACCCGGGAGAGAAUUAAGGGGAAUCACUGAUGUGGUAAUGUAUUCUGAUUAUGUCAGCCAAGGAGGCGGAUCAGGGGCAGGGCCAGCGCCGGUGGACCUGUGCGGUGGCUUUAACACGAUCUUUGCAUAUAAUUAAUGGGGAAGAUUUAUCAAAGUAUUGAGAGUGUAGUGCCCUCACUGCCUGAUGAGGGAAUAAAGUUCUUUAAUAACAAGGGACGAACAACUGCUGCUGCUCUGUCACAAAAGUAUAGACUAUGUCUUUAAUAAAUUACUUACUUAACAUGCAUAAAGUAAAAUCAUAAAUGAUUAAACAUUUUAAACACAAUCUACAUUAGAAUCCACACUUUUGUGGGCUCACAUUACAUCCACCAUUUUGUAAAAACAAAACAACAAAAAAACAACAUAUCUUUCAUCUCUUACAAACAAAAUACUCCUUAUAAUAAUUCCAGCAAUGUUUUUCCCUUUUCCCGUUGGAAUGUUCUCGUUACCUGAUGAGGGAAAAAAGGUGUUUAAUAAUAAGGGACAAACAGCAGUUGCUGCACUGCCACAAAGUAUUGGCUAUAUUGUGCAGCGUUCCUUUGAUUUGUACCGUAUAAAAUAUAUACCUCAUGUUACAGAUUUGUAACGUUUACUAAUCGCUACAGAUUUAUAUUUAUAUCUCACGUGCUCCUUGCUUUUUAAAAAAAAUGUAUUCUAGAUUCUGGAUUUCCGGUUUAUUUCUAUGAAUUCCAGCAUCCAUUAGCCGUUGCGAAGAAUACAAGGCCAGACUAUGUUAAAUCAGAUCAUGGGGAUGAACUUUACUAUGUCAUGGGAGCCCCAUUCCUUCAUCCUGAUGCCUCCGCCAAAGGUAAAUCACGAUUAUUUUGUGACAUUCAUUAUUAUUUUUUAUAUAGAGUAACAUAUUCCACAGUACUUUAAUACGGGGAUGUAAAAUAACAAAGCAGGUUAAAAUGAUUAUUAAAGAAGAAAAAGCCUUGGUCCGGCUCCAAAUUAUACCUUUUUGUUUUUUUAAAGGGAUACUAUAGGCAUCAAAACAGCUUUAGCUUACCGAAGCAAUUUUAUGUGUAUAGAUUAUUCCUAUGCAGUCUCACUGCUCAAUUAUCUGCCAUUUAGGAGUUAAAUUAGUUUGUUUAUACAGCCUUCAUCACACCUCCCUUCAUGUAACUUGCACAGCCUUCUUAAACUCUUCCCGAAUAGGAACCUAGAUAAUCUAGAUUCCUGUAUUGUACACUCUGUUUAAUUUAGAAUUUCUUAUCACCUACUCUGUUGAAAGCCUCCAAAACCCUGCGGUAACCUCCUCUUUGUGAUUAAAUGUCAAUUUACAGAGUAGGAUAUAAAAAUCUCUAAAGCAAUGUAACAUCUGAUUGAAAAAUAAACCCUUUUUUUUUUCAUUCAGGCUGUGUCCGUCACAGCUAGGGGAGGUGACUAGGACUGCAUAAAGAGAAACAAGAUUGAUUUAACUCAUAAAUGGCAGAGAAUUCAGCAGUGAGACUGUAGGGGCAUGAGCUAUACACCAAAACUUCUUAAUUAAGCCAAAGUUGUUUUGAUGCCUAAAGUUUCCCUCUAAGCUGUGUUUGCAUGGUUAACAUUUUUCUUUUUUGUCACAAGAUGGUAGAACAGAGAAGGAAAGACAUUUCAGCAAAACAAUGAUGAAAUAUUGGGCCAACUUUGCUCGAAAUGGGUAAGACAUGAAGUUUACUUAUAUUUGUUUCAAAAAACACGUUUAUUUUGUAGAUUACCAAUUUGUGGUGGUAGGCAAAUGGUGAUGAAAAUUAUGGCUGUGAUGGUGUGGUAUGAAUUGCCGCUCAGAGUAUGGGAAGUAAGAAUGAUGAUACUAACAUGGAAACAAAAUGGCUAAAAAUAUGUUCUGAUACUUAAAGCAGAACUGUCCCAUUUCUGGAUGUCACCACUGACUAAACCAUCGAAAAUCACCUGUAAACGGAGUUUCUUUUAUUCAUGCAACGCUCCAUAUUGUUUUAAAUGUAUUUUGAAGAUUUAGUAACUGACAUCACAAUCCAGUUGAGUUUUGGCACAGCCAGGGCAUAAGUUGGAUUGGAGAAGGAGAACCCAGACCAUUGGUGGAGAUUUAUCAAAGUGUCGUGUUCUGAAAAGUUAUAAAAUCAGAAUCAUCUUCAAUGCAAGCUUAAUGACAAUUUGUUUGGUUUUCAUGGUGAUUGCCUGACUUUUAGAAUUUGAACUACUUUUCAGAACAGGGCUCCUCUCUUUGUGCUAUCUGCCAGGUGCAGAACUUGUAAUACUAACUGACAGGGAGCCAAGAUGGAGGCGUUCGGUACCAACAUAGAAGUAAAUAUGGCUGUGUGGAUUUCUACAUUUAAUUGCUUUCAAACACAUAUUUUUUUAGCUAUAGUGGAUAAUUAAAUUAAAUAUUGAGAAUCAUUUGAAGGGUGGGCUCCCCUUAAAGAGUUGGUUGAAUUUUUGAAACUUUCAGGUAGAUAGAACGAAAUCUGAGCCAUUUUCUUAUGGAUUGAACGAUUACUCCACGUUUAUAGGUUGAUGACAUUUUUUCUGCCUUUUCUGAAAUGGAACUUUCUGAUACAUUUUAAGUUGUCUUUCACAUUCUUUGCUCCUUUUUCCUGGAUGAUUUCACCAUUGAUUACAUUCACAAAAUAAAACAAACGAGCAAUAUUAUGGGGGGGAGAGGUGGGUGGGGAGAAUUUGUCAGAAAAAAAUAUGUCCUUUUAGACAUUAGCUGGGAUACACUGAUGAACUGAGGAAAAAAAAUGAUUCCAAAAUGGAAUCAUAAAAUUAAAUGAAGAAAGAAGCACCGUAAGGAAUAUUUUAGGGCAAAUAGUGAAAUAGUGAAAUGAACAAGAAGCGCAUCAGAUUGCUAAAAUUAAGCAGAACAGUUUUUAUACAUAACCUAUGUCAUGGGUUGGCUAGAGGAUCUUCAGCAAGUUGAGAGGCAGCGACCUAACAAAGACAGAAGGAUAGGAAGAGGCACAUUAACGGGCCUUAGAGUAGCCAGCUAACUAAAGGUAGAACUAUAAAACAACAAGACCAGACUAAGAGAAGGCUACAAACCAGGAAAGGAACAAAAUACAAAUAAAUACAAAACACAUGGUACCAGACACAAGUAUGUAACAGUAACACUAGGCAAUGGUUCGGAACAAGGAGACGAGAAAUGUCGAUAAACCACCCAGGGACUUGGUGGCCAUGGUAGUCAGACUAGCCAGAAGCCUGGAACAUGAAGCAGGCAGGAAUGUACACAAGGGCAGCAGAGCAAAAGCAUAGUCACAGCAAGCCAGGUCUAAAAAAAUAACAGAGAUUCAAAAAACAGGACAAAAUAGCACUAAGGGCUCUGGAACCACAAAAGUGCCUAGAUUAGACAGAGAUAGCUCUCUUUAUUUAGGGUGGUCCUGACCAAUUUAUUCUGCUUCCUGGAAAUGAAUAACACUGAAACCCAACCCACAUAUGUUCUGCAAAACAAGCACUCUAUGUGAUUAAGCAACCAUUUGAAAUCAUAGCAGCAGAACAGGCUCCACAGUGGUAUGGUGAGAGGAGUGUAGAAGCAGGAAGUAGAAAACAGAGGUUCAAGUCCUGCCAGAAACAGUAAGCAGUAGGUUUCCUGACUGUUACAAAUAUGAAGAAGGUGGAUGGAGAAUCCAAUCCAGGAAAAGAUAAGGAACUAUGGGGGAAUUUGAAGGGGGAAGGGAGGGGCAGAGUGGCAGGUAGGUAAUUGUCUCAUCUUAUUUCCUUCUAUAGAAGUAGUGUAUAUGUAACCUUCGUUAUUCCAUCCAUGUGUACUUUGAUGAAUACCCUCAGUUUACACACAGUCUUUGAUCAACCAGUUUUUGUCUUCCGAUCCACAGAGAUCCCAACGGACCAGGUCUAGUAAAAUGGCCAAGAUAUCAAGAAAAUGAAGCUUACAUGCAACUUGACUUGGAGCAGAAACCCUCAGAAAAGUAUAAAGCAGACAAGUUUGUUUUCUGGACCAAAACUCUUCCAGAGGCCAUUCAAAAGAUGUCAGAGGAACAUAGAGAAGAUCACGGAGAACUGUAGAUUUGUAUAUAUCAUCAUAGUUAUCACGUUUCUUCAUAAGAAGUAACAAAAAUGGUUAAAACAAUCACUGCUAAGUAGCUCAAGAUGUCUAAAGUUUGUGUUCAUCUCCACCUUGGGUUAGUCCUCAAGGAUCUGUGAUUUAGCAAUCUGCCAGCCAGGAACACUGACACAAUCUGGGCCAAUUCUAUCUCAUUUCUGCAAAAUACAUUUUCUUUCAAGCCGUUGUAAGAUGACUAUUCACCAGAAACCAAGCAAGCUCUCAACUAAUGGUCUGAUGUUACCUUGUAUCAAUACAACUGGUUUCAAGUUUAUUUUUUUUAUUGUUUUAUUUUAAGGGUUUAUCCUUGCCCAAAUACAAUAAAUAAAUAUCACAGUUUAGUACACAUACCCCAAAUGAACACAUGCUAUUUAGUUUUUCUAGUUAUUGUGUGGAACAUUUGUUUGUUCGGCUCAACAAGGAUAAAUGCUUGUUAAAAUAGGCCUUUGAUGUACUCCUCUCGCUUAGCAUUUUUAACCUCGUAAUACUGUCCCUUCCAACCCCUCUACCUUAUAACAACACCCCACCCUACUCGAAGAAAGAAAGAAAGAAAGAAAGAGAUUAAAUUUUUUUUAAAUAAAACCUCCCUUAGCGGACUCCAGUGAGUGUAUGGGACAUAAGGACUCAUUGGAUAGACACUACAUUACUGUCCAAUUGGCAAUAAAUUAUGUAUAGGCCAGUGGACAUUACCGGACAUUGACAUAAGAUCCCUCUAGUGACUAUAUGAGCAUUUCAGAUUAAGGUCUUAACAUUUUUUAGUUUAAUUAUUAUUUUGUCGAAGACUUACUGAAUUAACAUUUUUCUAUUAUCCCAUUGGUAAUUAAUGAAGAGUCUUCUACAAAAGCACUAGCGGGACCUCAGCUCAAUAUGUAGCUAACUUGCUAGAUUGUCAAACCCGAUACUAUGUACAUAAUAAGUUGCCUACACUCACCCUCAAACACAAAUCCAACUUGUACUCAAUGGACAGAUCGCGUGCAUUAUACUUAUGUUUUUGUUAUAUAUCUAUCUUAUUGAUAUGCUGCGCACUUGGAGUCUGUACUGUAUUUUUGUUACAUAUGCUUUGAUAAAAAUAUAAAUAAAGAAUUUUGUUUUAAAAAAAGAGAAGAAAUUUUUUUAAAACGUAAUUGUUUUCUCACACCCCCUCGCAUCACCACCACAUGUCCAGGGCAGCUCACACAUAUCACCACCACAUGUCCAGGACUAAUGUUCUGGUCAACUGCUGCCUAUUAAAUUUAGCUCCACUGAGAUAACUAAAACAAGUAAUGGGACCGGUUGUCUGAUUGACAGCCAGGGGGUGUAACAAAGUUAAUUCAUAAAAGUGCACAUUUCUAUUGAUAUCAGCUAUUUUUGUAAAAUGAAAAAACAAGGACACCCUUAACACAUAAAGCACUUUAGCAAGUUCUUUAGAGGUCCAGAGUGCUCUUUUAAAGUUUGCAUUUAUUGUGCAUUAAAGAUAAAGUUGUUCUUUUCUGUAAGCUAUUGUAAAGUUGGGCGAUUGACUAAAACUAGGGGAAAGGCUGGCAUGUGUUAUAUGUAAGAAUAUGGUAAUGUGACCACUAGGCAAAAUAGGCAGCCCCCUAGGGCACACAGGCACAGGGACCCAGUCUCCGGGUGACCGGCAAGAGGGGAGUGCACAGCACAGUGUUCCCCCUCCUGCUAAUCACUGCAUUUAGCUUGGCCAAGCAGGCCAUCGGUAGAGUAUCUUCUGUAUCUGUCUCUGAGAGGAAGCUGCUCGUUGAGAACAAUGAACAGACCCUCCGCCGUGGUCCACCCAACCAAGCUACAAGGUGAUAAGCACUGCAGAAGGAGGAAGACACCACUAAACAAUAGACAACAAGGCACACAGAAGGGAUGAAGGAACAUAGAUACUCAAAGGGGGCUGAUGGGGGACAGAGGCACACAGGGACAAAAAGACACUCAGAGGGGCGGGAGCAAAGACAAACAGAGGUGAUGGGGUAGGACAAAGAGACACAAAGUUUACUUUUUUUUUGUGGGGGGGGUGGGCAGGGUAGCUGAUCUUGCCUAGGAUGCUGAAUAGUCUAGCACUGGCCCUGUUCACAGCUGACCUAGCACUUCGUCAGACUGAAAAAAUAUUUUUAUACUUGGAUUUUUUUUCUUUUCUACCACAAGACACCUUAAAAAUAUAUAUUAAUGAAAAAUGACAGCUCAGUUGACUCUCCUUAAUAAGUAAACCCCACAAUGUAAUUGAAUUCAAUGAAAUUGAUGUGUGAAUUAUUUGCAGUUUGGUUUCACGUAUCAGUAUUUACUGGUAAUGUAGUAUUCUCUUCUCUGUCUGCUGGAGUGAAAAUGUUCAGAUAUAGACAGUCUUCGGAAACAGGGAGCAACUUGAUGUUAUCUGUAGAAAGCUCUGUGACGAGAGCAAUCUCACCACUUUGCAUUGGAGAAGCCUGGUUGCUCGCCUGUUACCUUUAGACUAUGGCUCCAUGUUAAAAGCCUUCUUUCCCCUGGCAGAAAAGGCUUAUUCGUGCCUUUCUGCCCGGCGGUCGGUAGAUUCAAUCUACCGAACUCACGCACGAAUGACUGGACCACCUGGGAGCUGGAGUGUGUCGGCAAUUUACCUCCCAGAAGCUGUGGUUAACCGCAGCUUAAUUGACGAAUGCUGGGUGGCCUUUGUUCGGUUGCCGAACGGCCAGCGGUGUUCAGCGCCCAAACUAUGGAACUAUAAAUGGACACUUAUUUGCGCGAACACCGCUGAGCCGUCAGCCUCCUUGCUUCUGCAUUCGGUCAUUUAACCGGAUGCCUGUUCAUUCGGUAGUUUAAACCGUAUGAACAGCAUUACACCAGAUAGCCAUCCCGUGGAGUCUAUUCGUAUGGAGAACAGACUUUAUGAACACUUUAACUCCAUGGCGAUUGGACUGUGUGCAUAGGAUCUGAGGGCGAUUCGGUACUUUUGUGCGCUCAGAUCCCAGCUAUCUGGGGAUGGGUUACAUGUAUAUAUUUUGUGUGAUAAAUGUAGUAUUGUACAUUUUAUUGUAUUUUAGUGUUUUAUUGUAACCAUGUGGGUAAUGGCGUUUUGCCUCUGUCCAUGGAGAUAAUUGGAUUACUUCCCAAUUAUCUCCAGGAUAGAGGGGAGGGAUUGUAAUGUAUUGGGGGAGUGUUUUAACCCUGUCUGCCUGUGAUUGGUCAUUGUACCAUUUGUGUCCCAGUCUUCCAUCUGGUCCCCUAGGGGAGUGUCCACCAGGUGGGAGACCUGCAUAAAUACUGGGCAGGUAGCCCUCAUUAAAUCAGACCACUGCUUGACCCUCAACAGGGAGCUCUGUCUAGUUUUUGGGGGGAUUUACUGUAUGCUGAUAGAGACUGAUUGCUAGGAGUGUAAGCCGCUUGGGUGCUUUUCCUGUUCGUCUGCUAGCAGCUAUUCAUGAGGUUCCAGUUCGGGAGUUUGGAGUGCUAUUUUGUAUGCAGUUAGGGAGUUUGGAGCAUUCCCUUAUAUGUUUGGUGUUCUGCAGUAGCUGUGCCUGUAUCUCUGGAAGUGGAAGAUCACCCAAACGGCAGUUUAACCCUUUUAUGCUGAGGGUGCCGUUACAAGCUCCAUAAAAUAUUCUAGUAUCGAAAUGUUUUAUAAACACAUGGACAGCUUGGGACACAUAUAAAUUAAACAUAUCUCAGAAAUGUAGUUCCAAAAACAGCAAGAAUAACCAUUUAUGAUAAACAUGUGGACACAAACAUAAAUAAGUGCUUGUUGGAGAGAGGGAGUAGUGCAUUUAAGGAAUUCUAAGAUGUCUCAGAUAUAUAUGUAAAAAAAAAAAAGAGUAGAGUACAACAAAAUAUAGUGCAGUAUUUCUGGUGCAAAUGGGUAGACGAGAAAAGGAAAUGCACUUACAGUGUAUAGAGCUUACGUUCAGGGACGUUUGGCACCCGGGGUGGGUCCUGUGUUUGACAACACCCCUCACCCCCUUUAAAAUGUAAAAUACACCCACACAUUUUUAAAAUGUUUUCAAGAAUAUAUAUUGCGCACAUUUGUAAAUAGUAUAUCAACUUGAAAACACUAGAACUAUAAAAAAAUAAUUAUUAACUUAGAAAUAAAACAUUGUCCUCCCCCCCAUUAUACAAAACUCCUGUCCUGCCUCCAUUAUACAAAACCCCUGCCCUAACCCAUUAUAAAACCCUGUCCUUCCACCUUAUACAAAACCCCUCACCCCGUCCAAAAAUCCUCUGUCCCCCUUCCACAAAAAACCCUGCCCCCUCAUACAAAACCCCUGCUCUUCCCCAUUCUACAAAAUCCUGUCCGGCCCCCCUAUACAAAACCCCUUCACCACCCCUUCACUCUGUAUGUGUGUGUGUCUGUGUCUCUGUAUGUGUGUGUCUCUGUAUGUAUGUGUGUGUGUCUCUGUCUGUGUGUGUGUCUCUGUAUGUAUGUGUGCGUCUCUGUAUGCGUGUGUGUCUGUGUCUCUGUAUGUGUCUGUGUGUGUGUCUGUGUCUCUGUAUGUAUGUGUGUGUGUGUGUCUCUGUAUGUGUCUGUGUGUGUGUCUGUGUCUCUGUAUGUAUGUGUGUGUGUGUGUCUCUGUAUGUGUGUGCAGGGCUGCCAUCAGACAUUUUGGGGCCCUAACACAGCUCAAAGUCUAGGCCCCCGGGGGCUUACCUACAAGCCUGCCCUCAGGGCCCACCUCUAAAUCCCACGCACAGGCCUGCCUUCAAGUCCGGACACAGUAUGUCUGUUUUGUGGAUGCAGUUUGUAUUUUGGAUGCAGUUUGUGUAAAGUGGACAUGGUGUGUGUUAGUACAUGUGUAGUGGAUGCAGUGUGUGUGUGUGUGUGUAGUUAAUGCAGUGUAUAAACUUCCACACACAUGAUACACAUGCACAUAGACACACAUGCCAAUCCACAGACAUACAGAUACACACACUAACACAGAUACACACACGUACACACAUUGACACAUAGUUACACACACGCAUAUACCCACACUGGCACACACAUAGAUACAAAGAGACUCAUAAACAUUGACACAGAAUACACACCCAGACACAAAAAAGACACACAGAUUCACACAUACAAAGAUACACACACUGACACACAGAUACACACACAUAUACUGACACACAUACAUACAGACACACACAUACACACAUACAUACUGAUGGUCUUUGACCAAAGACCCGACACAGGAGGGUGCCUGGCAGCUUGCCCUUUAUGCCGCCGGGUGUGAGGCCCCUCCAGUUAGUCUGCUCUAUUCGAAAACCGCCCAGCACUUCAAUCGGUCUGCAGCUCCGCCAGGCGCAUAGCUGCAGACUGAACUGUCUCACUGUCACAUCCUGUUCCAUGCUGCGGAUCAUUCUGGUGAUGGCUUCUGGUAUCCAGUACUCUUUUUACAAUUCUUGUUUAGUUUUUCUUGGUUUUUUGGUUUUCUAUUCUAUGUCUGGUUUUCUUUAUGCUGGGAUUUCUGGGUUAAUUCCUAUAUUCCGUCCCUGGAUUUCCCAGUCUCUUGGAUUCAUUUAAAUGUUUGUUUUAUUUGCCACACCCGUUUGUUUCAUAUCAUCAGGCAUACUGGGUCCCGGUCCACGCACUGCCGUCCAGACAGUGUCUGGGUCCCGGGCACCGGACCGCCACCCGUGACAGUAUGGCCGUAGGCCCUUGGAGUUCGUGGAGUGGACUUUGCAGCUUUCCUGUUCUGUCUGUGUCGUGUUAUGCCUGGUUCUUCUGCAUGCAAGAGAUCCUGUAUCUGGACCAGUCUGCUGGAGAUGGCUUCCUAAUUUUUGUCGUGGAGGAGGUUGAUCUGCUAAGCUGUACGGUGGUCGCUUCAGGUGUUCUCUUGUGAUGCUUGUUUCCAGUUUUGUGGCAGUGCUCCUGUUCUGGCGGUGAUCUUCAUUCGUUGCUGGUGGUUCCUAUGCAGGAGGCCUUUCCGGUGGGGGAUCCUUGCCUCCGUGGAAGUCAAGAGGACUUCGUUGCAGGAUCCGCUCGCCAUUCCUGGUCUCUGCCUGGGAGCUGUUGGGUGCGUCCGGAGGUCGCUCCUUAGGAGGGGAGUUAUGUUACAUCCUGUUCCUCGCUGCGGAUCAUUCUGGUGAUGGCUUCUGGUAUCCAGUACUCUUUUUACAAUUCUUGUUUAGUUUUUCUUGUUUUUUUUUUUUUAUUCUAUGUCUGGUUUUCUUUAUGCUGGGAUUUCUGGGUUCAUUCCUAUAUUCCGUCCCUGGAUUUCCCAGUGUCUUGGAUUCAUUUAAAUGUUUGUUUUAUUUGUCACACCCGUUUGUUUUCCAACAUUUCUUUUGUUUCAGUGUUCCUGUAGGCAGCUGCUCAAGUCUUCUGCCCUUUCUUGCAGGUAAGUACUGUGUGUUUUCUUUGGCUUGGUUUAGCUUACAUUAGGCAGAGUAAUGAUUUAGAUCAAAGCAAACUUUGAUUAUUUGUCUUUCUACUCCUUCCAAAUUGAUUAAUGCGUGCAUGCUCUUCCUAGAAGUAAUUCACACCGGAAACAAAGUUUCUGAUUAGUGAAAAACCUGAGGAAAAAAACCUUUAUUCCCCGGAGUGGGAGCCCCUUUUAAAGCAGAAAUACGUCACGUACAGAGUCACAGUUAACAUACAGUAUUCAUUCAACAAUUGGUUAACAGUCUAAGGGGUCUUGUCUAAACCUCCCCCCUGCCCCACUACAGGAUGUAAUGUCAUCAUUACAGAGUUCUCCCACCCACAUUCCAGCUCCAUCUUGGUUACACGAUGGGAGGGGGAGUGAGUAGUAGUUACUGAACAGAGAAGGGGAAACAGUUACUUUAACAGCGAUUCUCCAUUUUGUUACAUGUGGCACAUAGCUGUUAACUUGCACAACGGAAGUGUGGGAGGAGUUUAGUAAAGGAAGCUGUUCUUUUAACACAGGAAUUUGUUACACGAGGCUUGCUCGAUGGGAAGGGGGGAGGGAAGCAGGAUGGGAGGAAUUUGCAGAGGAAAUAGUUACUGAGCACACAUUGGGGGGGAAGGGAAGCUUUUACUCUAGCAGCCAGUUUAACACAGUGAACACAGAAUAAAUAGACAUUAGUAAAUAGCCAUUUUAUUUUAAUUGUUUUGUCCAUAACAGUAGGACCUGCCAGAUAUGGGGUACAUUGGUGUUGUUGGCAGACUUAUGCAAUGUAGGAUCAUAUAAUGGAACUAAAUCCCCAUACUUUUCAUAUAUAUUGCUUAGUUAUGUCUCCUCUUGUUUUGCCUAUUAUAUCUUGUCUUGUUUUAUUUUGUCUUGUAUUCCCAGUUCAUGUACAGUCCUGCCCUGCCCUGCCCUGUUCUUGUUUUCCUCAUGUCUUGUGUACAUGUUCUGGGUUCUGCUUUCUGUCCUGCUCUGGUUCUGGGUUCUUCUAGUUUUGUCUUGUUUUCAUGUUUGGUGCCUAUCUCUAGUCUUGCCUUGCUUCUGUGCUGGAUACAAACCUGCUGCAGAGCCUCCCUAUUCAGCUCUGGGAGGUCUGCUUAUUUCCUAGCCCCUAGUUCCUGGGAUCCGCAUAAGCUGAAUCAGGGUUCUGGUUUGUGGCUGCAUAAACGCUGGUGCUCUACAUCAGGGGGCGUGCGGUUACCCUGCACCAGACCCUGCUAAUCCUCCUCCACACUGUGACUCCUACUCUGAACAUCAGGCAUACUGGGUCCCGGUCCUCGCACCACCGCCCGGACAGUGUCUGGGUCCCGGGCACCAGACCGCGACCCUGACACUCGCGAUCUCCAGUGUAUCAGAGCAUUGCCGUGGGUUACCACGUCAAUGCUCUCAUACUUUUGGAGAUCGCAAGACUUACUAUGUGGUCUGCAGCUCUCCGCCCGAUGCACCCCACACAUGUGCAGCACUGGACUAGGAAGCACCUCUAGUGGCAAUCUGAGUGACUACCACUAAAAGGUGUUACUAGGCAGCAAUGUAAACACUGCCUUUUCUCAAUAGGCAGUAGGACAGGCAGUAGACACCAGAACCACAUGACGCUGUAGUGGUUCUGGUGACUCUAGUGUCCCUUUAAACAAGAAGAAAACAACAUAUAUUUAUUUGCAUGACUGCUGAAGACUUAGCUUUGGGAGGGAGGGGGAGAUUUUAUAAGGUGAGAUGGCUGUAGGUGUGACUUGUGGGCCAUGUUCCAGCUAAAAUGGAUUGCAGCUGAUUUGACUUAUUCUAGCAAUUAAGUGAUUUGUUGGACAGAUGUAAUUUGAGAUAGGAGUGGCUAACACACAUGUUUGUUCAUGGUCUGAUAUAAACCUGAUCCAGCACAGACAUGGUAAACUGCUGGUUGAAGCUACUGUUGACAACUCCCAUAACUCUCUGCCAGCCAGAGGGCAGAACUGCUUGAGGGUGACACGAUAUGACAGAUCUGAUCAAAGACUUAUUGUAACUCCUAAUACAUCUGUAUGUAUACCUCAGAGAGCUAAUGGUGGGCAACAUAUGGGGUCAUCAUGCCCAUAACAGGACCCCAUAUGCAGGGCCGCCAUCAGGGCAUGACAACCAUAACGGUUGUCAUGGGCCCGGCGGUCCUGGGGGGCCCGGACUGCUCUGGCAGUCCGAGCCCCACAUUCCUUAUGUGCACAUAUAUAUAGCGGUUUUCUUUCCAGCUCCUCUCUGUAACUUUCCUGCGGCACGCAGGCCGGUCUCUCAGAGAGGAGCUGGAAAGGAAGACAGUGUGCUGCUGGGCCCCCUCUUCAAUGUACCACGGCUGGCUUCCUCCACAAUGCGAUCUCCCCCCUCCCUGGCACGGUAAGAAGCAGGGAGGGGGGAAUAAAAUGUAAAAAAAAUACACAAAUAAAACUUUUUUUUUUAAAAAUACUCCCCUUCCCCCUAUUUUACACACACACUGCAUCCUUACAAGUACACACUCUGCAUUACACACACACUACAUUCACUAAACACACUCUGCAUUACACACACACACUACAUUCACUAAACACACUCUGCAUUACACACACUACAUUCACUAAACACGCUCUGCAUUACACACACACUCUGCAUUACAUACACACACUACAUUCAUUACACACUUUGCAUUACACACACUACAUUCACUAAACACACUCUGCAUUACAUUACACACACUAGUCACUAAACACACUCUGCAUUACACACACUACAGUCACUAAACACACUUUGCAUUACACACACUACAUUCACUAAACACACUCUGCAUUACACACACACUGUAUUCACAACACACUUUGCAUUACACACACACUACAUUCACUAAACACACUUUGCAUUACGCACUCUGCACUACACACACACUACACUCUGCACUACACACACUACAUUUACUAAACACACUUUGCGCUCACUAUAAACACUGCAUUCACCACAAUCACACUACAUUCACUAUACACAUUUUGCAUUCACUACAAUCACACUACAUGAACUAUACACACUUUGCACUAACGACAAUCACUAUGCAUACUUUGCACUCGCUACAAACACACUACAUUCACUAUACACAUUUUGCAUUCACCACAAUCACACUAUAUGCACUAUAAACACUUUGCACUCACUACAAACACACUACAUUCACUACAAACACACUACAUGCACUAUACACACUACUUUCACUACAAAAAAACACUCUGCAUUCACUGUACACACACUAGAUCCAAUACAAAAACACACACUUUGCAUUCACUAUACACCCCUACAUUCACUACACAAACACUCUGCAUCUAAUGCAUGCAUACAAACAUUACAUACAUUACACAAAAUGUACAAUCUGCAUCCACUACACAUACUGCAUCCAUGACACACAUACCACAUCCACUACACACAUUCUACAUCCACUAUACACACUGCAUCCAUGACACACAUUCUACAUCCAAUAUACACACACACUUCAUCCUUGUGGGCGGACUCGGGCUGGCCCCGGGGGCCCAGAUCUUGAGCUGUGUCAAGGGCCCUAAAAUUUCUGAUGGCAGCCCUGCCCAUAUUUAAUUCAACUGCACCAGUUACAUUAUGGCUUUUACCCUACAUAUUAUAUAUAAUAAAAUGUUAUAAAUCAGCAACAUAACUACAAAUGUGACUAGCAUAGUACAUAUUAUUAUUAUUAUUUACAUACCUUAGAAUAUCAUUUUAAUGCUCAUUUCCUUCGUAAGCACAGCCCUAAUGUCAGCUACUUUGUAUCAGCAUGUGUAGCCAGGUGUUAUUAGGCCAUUUCCCACUCAGUCAGUUAGACUGUUGCAUGUGCCAGACUUCCCUGCUUGUACAGAAAGAGGGGAGGAUUGUAAAGGCUGCCGAUAGCAGUUCUGCAACAUUUGCAAGUUGUUUUUACAUAAACGCCCCAAAAAAACAUGCAGGAAAAAAAAUACAAAUUUGGGAGUAUAUAUAUUAAAUAUAAAAUAAAAUCAAUUGAGGGGUGAAGCGCGCAAUUUCGAGACCCGAUCGGUGUGCUUGAAGCUGAGCUGACUUAUGAACCGAUGGGUAGAGAACUGCCAUGAGGCAGAAGCAAGCAAGACGUGCUGGAAGAGGUGAAGAAGAAGCAAAGCACUGAUGGCUAAACCAAGUGUCACAACCGCCAUACAACAGGAGAGAGCUGCUCGAGCAAAAAAAUUAAGCAGUGAGGUGGAGGGAAUUGGAAGCUGUGGGCGCCCACUGGCAGCCCUUUAUGCCAAGAGCCCCUGUAAAUUAAAAUAUACUGAAAUAGAAUUAUUCAGGGGCAAGACUGUGAGAUAAUUAACUUGACACUGACACCCCUGUGAAUAGGGGAGAUACGUCUAACAAGACAAGGUGUAAUACGCACCAAAAAUCACAGAAAACUCCCAGGAUUAAAAUAAUAUAUGGUGUAAUUCUGAACCUAAUUUAAUAGGAUGGAAGGAUAGAAACGAAAGAAGGAAAGAAAAGAGGAGAAAGAAAAGGAGAAAUAUUCACUAAACUGUGAACUCCAUAGUUACACCGCAUAGAAUAAAAACAUAUCCCACCUAAAAACUUGACACAUGUGAAGCUCUCCACUAAUAAGUUCAGUGCUUCUGCAUGAUUGAAACUAAAUCUAGAAAACCCGUCAAAAUUUAAAGAGACAAUUUUUUAUUUUUUUUAUUUCUGCUUUCGUCAAAUUGUUACACGUUAUAUGUUAUUUAGCAAUACGAUAUGGCAAACAGAAAGACCCAAGAUCAAAGAAAAAGCUGAUAACAAAGGAGACUCUUUGGAUAAAUGCUUCUUCUUCUUUACUCCACUUACUCUACAUACGAUUUCAGAAAUGAUUCCAUGAAAAGUAUUGAGAGUGAUUUAAUAGAAAAAAAAACAAGAAUCCACAAAUCAACAACAAAAUGUCACAGUUUAACUACUAAACAGUGCCCUGGAAAUCCAAUUGGAAGAAAUAAAAAAUGAAAUCCUUACAGAUGAAUAGAAAAAAGAUAUUCUAGCAACAAACACAAAGAUCUCUGAAAAUUCUGAAAAAUUCAAGAUGUAGAACAUACUUUGUCUCAAACUCAAUUGGAAUUUCAACAAAUACAAGCUAAAGUUAUCUCAUUAGAACAAAAAGCUGCUGAUUUAGAAGAUAGGACGAGACACAAUAACCUAAGAUUGAGAAACAUCCCAGAGGAAAUAACUAAAGUAAAAUUAGAAGAAUACUUGGGAAAAUGUUUUGCGUCCAUCCACAUUACAAGAGAAAAAUAUGUCGGUCUUAUGGAGGCUGGCAAGUAGGGUCCUUCAGGAACUUGAAAAGGGGAGUUUGUCACAGGAGGAAUUGCAAAGAAUAAGAUAACACAGGGUUCAUAAUAAGAGAUAAUUAAUGAAAAUAGUCACAAAUGAGAGAGGGGGAUUUAAGAAGAAAAAGAAAGCAUAAGGGGAAAAGAUAGAAAAUGGAAGAUAGCCACUUUUUUUGGAAAAGUGUUUUCACGUUUAGUUUUCAAUAAAUCCACACAAAAUAGUUUUAACGCGUAACGUAUGGGUAUUUUAAAAGUACAAGAGUAAGAAAUAUUGGGGACAGCUUAACGCUUAAACAUGUUUGUUUGUUUUUUAUGUGUGCGCUUGUUUGUCUCCUCUAACAGGUUCAUAAUUCCAGUCACCAUUUGGCCCUCGUUUUUUCCUUUUUUUUGUUAGAUAUGUCUUAGGAAACGAUACAUCUCCCUGUCUAAACUGGGGGUGGGUUUGACAGGGAGGGUACUCUUUAAGUACCUUAAUCUAGAGAUUUUAUCUAGGAAAGGUUGUACAAUCUACAUUUGUCGAAUUGAUGGGUUUUUUUUGUAUUUACUUUUCUCAAUGUUUUUAUUUCUCUAAUGCUGUUCAGUUAAAUGUCUGCUCUGGGGAAGAGAGAGGGUGGCCCCAAAUAUUUGAUAAUGCUUAAGUUUGUUACACUAAAUGCGCAGGGAUUCAACUUCCAUUUAAAGAGAUCAAUUUUGCUCCAAAGCCUUCUUUAAAUUUAAUCAUUAAACAUGUCGAAUACGAUGAAGGAGGGAGAUAUUUAAUAAUAAUAUGUAUAAUAAAUCACAUUUCUUAUACCCUAGCCAGCAUAUAUGCCCCAAAUUGUAUGGCAAUACAUUUUAUAUUGGAUUUUUGUGAUAGACUAGACAAGAUAAAACAAGGUUCAGUAUUUUUGGCAGGCGAUUUCAGUUAUAUCAUGAACGUAAAGAUGGACAGACAGUCACACUCAGAGCAAACGAUAGAAACUCCUUAUCACAAGCAACUCGGUUUCGCUCCUUGACUCACAGUAAUGCCCUUCUAGAUACAUGGCGAACCCACUAUCUGGAUGUAAGGGAUUAUAUGUGUUUCUCUAAGACUCAUUUGUCUUAUUUGAGAAUUGACUAUAUUAUGGCCGACUUUGACACAGCUGGAAGAGUAAAGAAAUUCCAAAUUAUAGAAAUUCCCUGAUCUGACCACAAUUUGACUUAUAUGGAUUUAAAAGAUCAAUUUAAAAAGAUAAGACCUGAAUGGAAACUAAAGGGAUUCCUAUAAGAAUCUCUCCAGAAAAGGGGACCAUAUUAAAAAAACAAAUUUUUCUUUAUUUUAAAGAGAACAUCACUCCUGAUUCUUCACCCUCAAAUAUAUGGGCAGCUUUUAAAUGUGUUAUAAGGGGCCAUUUUAUCAAACUGGCAACACCCGAUAAAACUCGAAAAUAGAUUAGAUUAACAAUCCAGAAUUAAUUAAUCCAAUCCUUCUAUAAAACAUUUCUAAAUUAAUCGAAAACAUAAAAAGUCUAAUUAAUGAUCUACUAAUUAAAAAACAAAUAGAAUCCUGCACAAAAGGGAAACCUGUUGGUAUUAUAAACGCAAUAGGGCUGAUACACUACUAACAUCUAACUUAAGAAAUUUAGAUAAAUCUAAAAUUGUUCAUGAUGGAAAAAUCUGCUUAUCUCCAGAUAAAAUUGCUGGAGCGUUUGUGAAAUACUAUAAAGAACUAUAUAAUUCCACAAAUCAUUUAUCAACAGUUCAAAUGGAAUAGUAUUUAAAAAAAAAAAUGAGAAAAUUAUCUUAUUCCCAAAUUAAAAAAACUUAAUAUGCUCUUUUCAAAACAAGAAAUUUAUAAAUCAAUCGAUAAGUUGGCACCUAAAAAAGCUCCGGGUCCAGAUGGCCUUUUGGGACUUUUUAAUAAAACUUUCAAGGAUGAGAUAGUUCCACAUUUAACUACUGCCUUUAAUGAAUUUGCCGAUAAAGGCUUACUACCCAAGGGCCUCCUGAGAGGUACCAUCAUAACAAUUCUAAAACCUGAUAAAAUCUGAAAGAUGUCAGGAGUUAUAGACCCAUAACACUCCUUAAUGAAGAUAUAAAGAUGUGCACUGGGGUGCUAGCUCAUAGGAAGAAAACGGUCAUAUCCGAUUUAAUACAUAUAGAUCAGACUGGAUGCCUGAUAGAUCAUCUUCCAUCUUCGAGUCGUACUCGAACAUUAUUAAACAUAUAUGAGAUUGCUCGUAAACGAGGCUCUCCUUUGCUGACCCUGUUAUUGGACGCGGAGAAAGCCUUUGACAGAGUCAGCUGGGAUUUUUUGACAAAUACUCUUAAAUUCUUUGGUAUUACAGGUAGAUUUUUUUUAAAGCUAUAAUGGCUUUAUAAUCAAACCCAACAGGAAAAAUAAUAAGUUAUGGAUUUUCCACAAACUGGUUUACCCUCACAAAUGGUACCAGGCAAGGAUGCCCACUGUCACCGCUUCUCUACGUACUGACAAUUCAAUUAUUAGCUAUAGAUAUUAGAUACAACAACAAAAUAAAAGGGUUUAAAGACAAUGUAGAAAGUAAACUUAAACUAUAUCCGGACGACAUACUCAUAACUAUAGAGGACCCUGUAAAUUCUAUCAAGGAAAUAAUGAAGUUCAUUGAAAAUUAUAGUCAAUUCUCGAACUACAAGUUGAAUACAUCAAAAUAAAUUGCUCUUCCCUUACUCAUGAAUACUAGGAUGAUAGCAGAAAUUGAUUUGAUUUUGCAAUGAUUUUCUUUGGGCUAAAGAAUAUUUCUCCUAUCUAGGCAUAAAGAUAUUCCGAGACCCAUGAAAAUGGCUUGAGAUAAAUUUGCUACCUUUAAUAAAAGAGAUUAAUACCAACUUUAAAAGCUGGGGGAAAAAAGAGAUCUCAUGGUGGGGCAGGAUCAACACCGUUAAAUCAAUCCCCAAGAGCUGGAUUAUGUUAAUUCAGUCUUUAUUUUCUAAAUUUAUCUGGCUCAAGAAAAGACCCAAGAAUAAGCUUAAAAUAUUUUUUGAAAAAACAUCGACAAGGGAGGACUAGGACUUACCUGCCUGAACAGACUUAAUCAGGCAUAUUUACUAGCCCAUGCUAUCCAUACUUUUCAUCAAUCAUCUACCAAUGAAAGCUGGUACAAUCUUGAAUUGAAGAGAAUUUGUUCAUACAAAAAACUAGCUUUAGUUUUUUGGCUCCCUUCAGAGUCUAUUAAAAAGUUUGAUUUUUUUUUUCAGAAUAUAUCUUCAUUAAACCAGAUCUUAAAAAAACUGGUAUAAGAUUAAGGAAAAUUUAGGUCUCAGGUGACAAAUCUUGCUGUCCUUGAGGAUAGACACUUUUAGUGAACUUUUGAUGGAUGCUGAUCUGUCCCAGUGGCAGUGGCGUAACACAAUCCAUGGGGCCCUGGUGUAAAACUGAUCCAUGCUCCCUCCCCCUUUCCCUCGCCCCAACAGACACACACACAUACAUACAUACAUAGGCAUACACACAUAUACACAUACAGACAAACAGAUAUGUACAGACACAUACAUACAAACAGACAGGCACACAUGCAGACAGACAGACACACACACAGACAUACAUACAGAUCGACACAGACAGGCACACACACAUACAAAUACAUACAUACAAACAGACAGGCACACAUACAUACAGACACAUACAGACACAUACAUACAGACACACACACAUGCAGACACACAGACAGACACAUACAUACAGACACACACACAUGCAGACAGAUACAUACAUACUAAGACACAUACAUACAAACAGACAGGCACACACAGACAGGCACACAUGCAUACAGACACACACACAUACACAUGCAGACAGACACACACACAUACAAAGACACAGACAAACAGACACACACACACAGACAGGCACACACAAAGACACAUACAUACAAACAGACCAACUUAACUUUUAAUAUAAUUGUAAAUAAAAUAAAAUAAGUAAAUCAAAGCUUUACUUCAAAGAUGUUUUAAUUUAAGGUACAACUAAGACUCUAUUUCGAUACCUAUUACCUAUCUCUUUGGCGACACCUACUGGUAGUGCCUAUUUUUGUUUUUGCAUUUUUUUUAUUUUACAUUACUUUACAAUUUUUUUGUUCCACAUUUACUGUUUGGAAUUAAAUGAACUUCAUUACAAGCUUCUUAAUAGAUGGCAUUACACCCCAUUAACAUUAAAAAAAAUUGCCCACAGUUAUCAUCAAAUUCACUAAUAUUACUGCUUCAUUCUUUAACAGCUGUGAAAAUUGUCAUAGCUAGACAGUGGGAAAUUCCUACUAAGCCUGAUUGGCAUUUCAUUAAGGCACAACUAUCCCACCUAUUAAAAAUGGAAAAGGGUAUUUUAACUAGUUCAAACACAAAAAUUCGAUACUCUGGCUUAUGGGAUAAAUGGAUAAAUAAAUUGGAAUCUCUGUAAACUACUAUCUCUUAUAGGGAAUUGUUCCAGGCGCACUUGAGGGCCCACUGAAUUGUCGUUCUCUCCCCCCAGAGAGUGUGAUUAUUUUCUUUUUUUAUGUGUUCAGUUUGUUGUCCUUUUAGAUUUGUCGCUGUCUUUGUAGAUUUAAUGUGUGUCGUGUGUGUUUUAUAUUGCUAAAAUUCAAAUAAAAAACAAAAUCAAUGGAGUGUUUCUUUAAUUAAGAUGCUGGGUGUGAUGAAUGAUAUAAAAUUAAUUAACUAUACAUCUUCACUUAAUAAAAACUAUAUUGUCUGCAGGAGAAAAGCAUGAUCAACCAUUGGUGACCACAAAAUAUGGGAAACUACUUGGGGAAAGAGUGACGGUAAAGGGGACAGACAGACGAGUAGACAAUUUCUUUGAAGUCCCAUUCGCAAAACCGCCAGUUGGGGAAUUAGGAUUUGCCUGUCCAGAGCCCCCAGUACCUUGGGACUCCUACAGUUAUGCAACUAAAGAUUCACCCAUGUAAGUAUGUAAUCCAACUCUCUACCAACUCCGUUUGGGUUAAUCAUUAACAAAAAGUAUGUUUUAAUUUUCAAUAUUUUAUUGUAGCCUGGAUUUGAACAUUUUCCAAAACAGCCCUAAUAUGUGACCAGUCGACCAACAUGUCUUGAGAACAUAUUCAUAUUUGUGUUCACAUGUUUAUGUCCUGAUGAAUUUUCAUAUCUGGCUAUGCCUGUUGUUGUUGGAACUGCAUUUCUGAGUUAUGCUUAAUGUGUAUCCCACGCUGUCCAGGUGUUUACAAAACAUUUCGAUACUGGAACAAUUUAUGGAGCUUUCCAAGAUAAAAAUUGAGUUGCCCCCUGUUUCCGAAGACUGUCUAUAUCUGAACAUUUACACUCCAGCAGACAGAGAAAAGAAUACUCCAUUGCUGGUAAGUACUGAUACGUGAAUCCAAACUGCAAAUAAUUCACCUGAAUCCCAUUGUGGGGUUACUUAUUAAAGGGAAACCCCCUUUUUCUAUGGGACUGCUUUAACGCCUGGACUCAUGACCAGUAAACGUGAAGUUAUGAUUUUUCUCCGAAAUGUAAGCAUUAGUUUUUGUGUUUAUGUGGACAAAACAGCUCUAAAAUCCACAAUAACAUCUAGCGUGUAGUAUGUGGCAUAUCAGAUGUAUUAUUGGCUAGUGAAGUAUAUGUGAGAAUUGGUGUGCCCUUCAGGGGUUCAUCCUCUAGCAGUAGGGCCAAAGCAGCAGAUCUGGAAAAUCUCAUUUGUUUUUAAUAUUAGAUAUUAGACUAGUGCAUGGUGAUAAGAUUCAGGUUGGCCAAAACUUUUUCCUGAAAUUCAGAAACCUUUUCAGGACACACAAAUUUCAGCCAGUAUCAGUUUGGCUCCGCAGAAUUUCAGAACCAAGGUAUAAAAAAUUCUGAUCACCCAAUCAGCCCACAUUCGGGCGAACUGCAGUUUAGAUCGAACCAUAUCUCCAAUACUAGAGUGUGUGAGUAUAUGUGUAUAUAUCUAUACCUACAUAAAAGCAAAUUUUUAUUUUACAUAUUCAGUUCAUCAGAAAAAAAUCACUUUGUUCUCUCAGUGAUUUUCCUCUGAUUGUAUCAAAGGGAACAAAAAAUGGCAAUUCAGUAGGACAAGCUAUUCUUGAUUGAUUACCAUGUAUGUAUGUUUUUGGUUUUCAGCUUAUUGCAAAUAUAUCCGUCUGUGAGCCUGUAUCAAUGGUGGAUUGCUUGAAAGAGAAAACUGAAGAAGAAAUUAUUACGAUAUUCGAUGAAUGAUAAUCAUGUGUUUUACACAAAAGAUUCUUGUUUAGAAUUGAUAACAUUUUAAACAGUUACCAUCUCUAAAUGGGAAAUGUUACUUUGCAUCUAGUGAUAGCUAGCCAUUCCUGAUCCUAAUCUUCACUAUGGAAAAUGUGCUCUCUGGUUGUAGAGUUGUCAACGUUCCAUAACACUCAGCCACUCCUUCCAGCCACACACAAAACACUGGAACUCAAGGUAGUUUGUGUCCUGACAGACUGACAUGGAAUGUAAUUCAUAAAAAUGAAAACAAUUAGGUUCAUAAAAAUAAUAGUAAUUAAACCAGAAGUAUUAUUAAGAAUAAUCCCACUGGAAGGUGAUCCCAACACAGAUGUUUUAAAUCUGUCGUUUUUUUUCUUUUCAUUUUUCUUUUUGGCAAAAACAUUCUUCUUGAAUGAAACCCAACUUUGAUGUUUCAUGAUCUGGUUGUCCAGGGCCAUCCUUGUUUGGUUUCGGAGGGUAGACUGGGACAAAGGAGCAAUUUUUUUUACUCUCCCCACAGUUUAUUCCAGUGCUUCUUAACAUGGCUUCUUAAUACCGCAAGGCCAUGUAUAAUUCACAGCACCCCUUAUCAUAGGAAGUAAAGUGGGAGUCAAUUGGUACACACAGACUAUCUCCCAGAUUUCUAUGGUGUGAUGGAGCACAGUUUUGAUGUCUUGAGCCAAUAGUUACUUUUAACGUGUGUGUGUCUCCAUUUAAGUGCGUGGAGAGAUGAACAGAAAGGGAUGUGGGUGUAAUGAAGCUGGAUAUGGCUACUUGAAGAUGAACUGGGAGAGGGAUGUGAAAUGUGGUGUAGGGACACAGAACUAAGUGGGACUUAACCGGUCACAUAUACCAUAAUAUUAUAUUUUCUGUCUGUACAGGGAUUACUGGCUGUACCUGGAUGUGUAGAUGGUGUAUAUCUUCCGAAACCUGCAGAAGAGAUCUUGGCCAAUAAGAAAGCAACAAUGUUCCACUCAUAAUUGGCAAUACUGACCAGGAAUUUGGAUGGACAAUGCCUUUGGUAGGAAAUGUCUUCAUUAUAAAUUUCUUCAAUACCAUAAAGACUCAAACGCAGUUUAUGUAACAAAUGUCACAUAUUUAUAAAAAAAAACAACCUGAAUUAAUAUAACACAAAGGCUUCAUUUGGACAGGCAAAGUAUCUCUGAGGUUCAAACAAAGAAGCAACGUGGAUCAAAACUUAAGACAUAUAAAGGGCAGGGUGCAUAAACAGUACAGGAAGAUAUGCUGUUCAAAAAAAUUACCAGGAUUUCAUGGAUGGGCUGGAAUAUUGUAAACAUUACUGUGUUCUGGGUUAACAGAUAAUUGGAUAAAUUCAAUUAAAAUAAACAAUAAGAUGUGCAUUCUGGGAAUGCAACAUGUGAGAUAACCAAAUAUUUCUUGAUAUCUUCCAAUGUAACUAGAGCCUGAUCACUAACUUUAAUUGUACUUCUGUGACCAGGGGAUGAACAUCAGUGGUUUAGAAGGAGGAAUGGAUAAAGACAAAGUUCGGCCACUCUUGAAAUCCCUUAGUAUCCUGGUAAGUCAAAUUUACUGUACUGAUGCAUUUUUCAUUAUGUGAAUCUAGAAGUGGUAACAUCAGAUAAGAUAUCUCCUCCGUACCAUUGCUGGUCUCUGUCUGGAAUAAACUCUCACCAGCAGGGACAGCAAGACCUUCAACUAACAACCCAAUGAGCAACACAAGAGAAUAUUAAUGUUAAAUCAUUGACAGAUACAUUUCAUCAAAGGUCAAUACUAUAUAACAAUAUUAAGAAGACACAUUAUGAGCAACAUUUUAAUCUUAAACAUCACAGGAAUUGAAUGAAGAAUCCAUCCCUUUGGUAAUGGAGGAAUAUUUGGGGGACACAAGUGAUCCUUUUGAAAUCCGAGACAGGUCCCUGGAUUUAUGUGGUGAUAAACUGUUUAUGCCAGCUCUCAAGACGGUGAAAUAUCACAGAGGUAGGUAACAAAGUUUUAUCAGGGGACACUGUGAAAUUGGAUGAUUUGCUGCAAGUCUAAAAAAGUUAGCACAAAACGGAUAAAUUUUCUCAAUACAAGAAUUUCACUUGGAAAAAGUAAGGAGAGUUUGAAACAUUCUGUAGAUUUAUAACAUUCAGAAUAGGAUCUUAUCAUUCAGAGGAGACAUCUGAAGAGCUAUCUGAAACCUUACCUCCAAUCAUAUGAUAUAAAUUAUAUUAUUAUACAUUUUUUUUUACUUACAUCUCACAUGAUUAUUGCUUAUGUUUUCUCUCUGAAUAUGCCCUUUUUAUCAACUGCUAGAUUCUGGAUUUCCAGUCUAUUACUAUGAAUUUCAGCAUCGGCCAGCAAUCUAUAAGGAUAGAAAACCAGCAUAUGUUAAAGGAUCACUAUAGUGCCAGGAAAACAUACUUGUUUUCCUGGCACUAUAGUGCCCUGAGGGUGCCCCCACCCUCAGGGUCCCCCUCCCGCCUGGCUCUGGGGAGAGGAAAGGGUUAAAACUUACCUUUUUUUCCAGCACCGGGUGGGGAGCUCUCCUCCUCCUCUCCGCCUCCGAUCCUCCCUUUCGGCUGAAUGCACACGCGCGGCAAGAGCAAAUUUACAAUGCUUUCCUAUGGAUGCUUGCGUCUUCUCACUGUGAUUUUCACAGUGAGAAGCACGCAAGCGCCUCUAGCAGCUGUCAAUGAGACAGCCACUAGAGGCUUUGGAGGCUGGAUUAACCCAUUUAUAAACCAAGCAGUUUCUCUGAAACUGCUAUGUUUAUUAAAAAAUGGGUUAACCCUAGCUGGACCAGGCACCCAGACCACUUCAUUAAGCUGAAGUGGUCUGGGUGCCUAGAGUGGUCCUUUAAAGCAGAACAUGGAGAUGACGUACCAUAUAUUUUGGGAUAUGCAUUCUUAACUCGUGACGUCCUGUUCAACGGUAAACAAUGUAUCUUUUCAAUACGAUGCAGAAAAAAAACUUUUGAUUUUUAGUUUUUGAAAGCUACUAUGAAGUUAAAUACUUAACAUUUUUCUUUUUUAAUUUUUAUUUUUGUAGUCCAUGCAACAGAGGAAGAAAAGAGGUUCAGCAAAACCAGGAUGAAAUAUUGGGCAAAUUUUGCUCAAAAAGGGUGAGAUAUGAUUGUGUCCUUGUAUUUCUUUCAAGAUACACUUUCUGAAUUUUUCUGAAAAAAGUGCGUAACAAUAUCUAAUGGACUGGAACUCAGAGGGUAAAGAAUUAGGAGAUUGAUAAUAAUGACAAAAAGAACAAAGUUAGUGUGAUUUACUGCUUCCAAAGAGUUGGUUGAGUGAAAUAAAUCAGUCAACAAAAGUUUACGACAAAUCGCAGGCUUAGGUCAGGGAUAAAGCUUCAGGCAUAGUCAGAAUCAAGCGAAAAGGUCAGGCCAGGCAGCAAAGAAGAAUCAGAAAAGUCAGAGUAUACGUUUGCAACCUACCGCAAGAGACAUAAAACAAAAUAUCACAAAAGGUGCAGAGGAGAUUGUGGUACCAUUUUAUAUUUAUUACUGCACACAGAAUAUCAUGUUGCUUGAGAAUUAGGAGGCUGAUAUCGGAGAGAGUUACAAGGAUGUGAGAACGGAGGCAAGCAGGGUAAGUACGCCAUGUGUGUUACACCAAGUGAGAUGCAAGGUUUCAGAGUGACAGAAGAGAGCUGGGAAGGAGAUCCAAUACAGUAAAAAUAUUUCACUGGAAAGAACAGGAGAAAUAGAUCGGUGAGAGUCCGUAAUGUGGUGGAGUUUGGAAAACGGGGGAACAUGGGUGGCUGAUAGGAAAUUGUCUCCUUUUAUUUUAUUGUAUAGAUCUAGUGUAUAUGUGAUGCUAAUUACGCCAUCCAGGUACCUGUGCAUAUUCAUAUAUACCCUAUUUAUGUCAUUGGUCCCCAAACAAAAUGAUGUAUAGUUUAUUGUGCUUAUAUUGAAUCUAGGUAACUUGGGAGUCUUGGGUUUGUUUAACCUACAGAUUUUUAAAUCUGUUUAAAGGACCACUGUAGUGCCCUGAGGGUGCCCCCACCCUCAGGGUCCCCUUCCCGCCGGGCUCUAGGGGGAGGAAGGGCUUAAACUUACCUCUUUCUCCAGCGCCGGGCGGGGGACUCUCCUCCUCUCCUCCUCCUCAGCUGAAUGCGCAUGCGCGUCAAGAGCCGUGCGCACAUUCAACCAGUCACAUAGGAAAGCAUUCACAAUGCUUUCCUAUGGACGCUGGUGUCUUCUCACUGUGAAAAUCACAGUGAGAAGCACAGAAGCGCCUAGCGGCUGUCAAUGAGACAGCCACUAGAGGCUGGAUUAACCCAAAUGUAAACUGCUAUGUUUAUAGAAAAAAGGGUAAAACCUAGCUGGACCUGGCACCCAGACCACUUCAUUAAACUGAAGUGGUCUGGAUGCCUAUAGUGGUCCUUUAAUGUUCCAAUAAUCGUUAACAGCAUUUUUUCAAUCAUCUACUGUAAGUCAUUUGUGUCAAAGAAUAGUUGAUCAAACUCUUUUGGUCUUCUUAUCUACAGAGAUCCCAAUGGACCAGGUCUCAAAAAAUGGCCACAAUAUCAAGAAAAUGAAGCUUAUAUGCAACUUGACUUGGAGCAGAAACCCACAGACAAGUAUAAACUAAAUAAAAACAUUUUCUGGACCAAAACUUUUCCAGAGACCAUUCAAAAAAUGUCAGAGGAACAAAGUGAUGAACGUGAAGAAAUGUAGAUUUGGAUACUUUACAGCUGUCACCCUUCUUCAUGGGAAGUCACAGAAAUGCUAAAUAGUACACAGAGUUACAUAGUUACAUAGCUGAAAAGAGACUUGCGUCCAUCAAGUUCAGCCUUCCUCACAUAUGUAUUUGCUGUUGAUCCAAAAGAAGGCAAAAAACCUAUUCUGAAGCGUUUCCAAUUUUGCCACAAACUAGGAAAAAAAUCCUUCUUAACCCCAAAAUAGCAGUCAGAUGUCUCCUUGGAUCAAGCAGCUAUUACCCCACUAAUUAGAAAUUAUAUCCCUGACAUGUGCAAUUCAUUUUGUUCAGAAUGUAAAUUCAGCCAAAUUUUGGCAAUUCGGAUGCUUCCGAAUUUCCGAAUUUCCGAAGUGCCGAAUUUUGGAAGUGCCGAACCGAAUUACCGAAUUGCCACAGUGCCGAACCGAACUUAAUUGCCGAAUUUCGGAAGUGCUGAAGUGCUGAGGAUUUCUGAAAAGUGGCAAAACAAGAGAGGGAGAUAAAAUUACAUGCAUGAUGACAGGAAUCUCACCCUAACCCUACUCCUAGCCCUAAUCCUACCCCUAGCCCUAACCCUAGAUGUGUAAGUGGUUGUGGUGGUUAGGGUUAGGGUUAGGGGUAGGGGAUAAGUGAGAGGUAGGGGUAGGCAAUUGCUGAAGUCCCGAAUCGUGCCGAAGUGCUGAAUUUCGGAAGAACUACAACUAAAGUGGAGAUUCUCAUUCAGCUUUAGUUAUGUCAAGUUUGUAAAACUAUUCACCAAUGAGAACUUCCGAUUUAGUCACAUCAUGAAGACUGGAGCAGCGCGAGUGCUUGCGGGGCCCAGAGAGAGGGCUUGGUUAUAAUCUUGCUGCUCUUUACCGCCUGCAAAAAUUCACCAGUGGCAAAAAAGGAUUUUCUGGCUGCCAAUACUUAAAAGACCAUUACUGGCUCCGUAGUAGCUCCAUUGCAAUUAAAUUAUUAUGAUGCUAGCAGGUCCCAAGUGAAAGCUUAUAAGAGUGGGUAAAGCCAUUAGCAAAUGGUUCAACCCCAAAGUUUUUAAGCCGGUACCAGACCACCCAAUAGCGUUGUGUGUGUGUGUGUAUAUAUAUAUAUAUAUAUAUAUAUAUAUAUAUAUAUAUAUAUAUUUGUGCUCGGAAUCUCUAUUAUGUUAAUGGAAUGUAGAGGAGAAGCAAAGUUGGUUGAGGUGUGCCGAAACCAACGUAUGAGUAGGCCUGUAAAAAGAGGGCCCACAAAGAGAAAUGUGUAAAGGAGGGUGUAGGUGGGUGGGGUCAAAACAGCAUGAACGGCAAAGGUAAGUAGGGGGAUAGGAUUUUUAAAGGGUCAUAACUCCUCCCACAGAUUCAGGCCAAAUGACCUUCCAACUUGUGCUCGGAAUCUCUAUUAUGUUAAUGGAAUGUAGAGGAAAAGCAAAGUUGGUCGAGGUGUGCCGAAACCAACGUACGAGUAGGCCUGUAAAGAGAGGGCAAAAAGGAAUUAAAAGUAAACACACUUUAUUGCAAGUUUAAACUGCAAGAUUUCUAAAAGCAUGCCUGAGCUCCCUUUCUGGUCGAGGGAUGUAGGAGUUGUAUAAUGAGGAUUUCCAGCGUCCCAGCCUCUUAAUGAUGUGUACCGGAGUGUUAGUGCUUGAAGCUGAUGAUGCUGGGUUGUACCCUAACCUAGACAAUAGAAUUCUGAUGUGUGACAUAAAUUUAGCUGUGGUGAGUGGGUGUCCUUGGAGUAGAAGUAGUGGAGUAUCUGGUGAGUGCGUGAGGUGAGGUGAGAAGCCAGGAGCAUAUCCAGAACAUGUACAGGGCACCACAAAUUCUCGGUAGGGAAGAGGGGAAUGAUAGUGGGAUAGGCAGAGUUUUGGUAGAAGGCAAAGAGAGUACAAAAUGGUCGUCUACUUUCUUUAAGUGAGAAAGUUUGAGGCAUCGUACUGUGUCUCCUUGACGUAUCAUGGUGAACUCUCUAGGUCUGAGGAAACCGUAGAAGGCCAAAAAGAUGGCAGAUUUCAUGACUAAAUUAGUAUUAUGGUCAAACGGGGAUUUGUCCAAUAGGUCGCUAAGGAGCCGGAAUAGUGGACCGUCUAUUGGUAGCAUAGUCGUGCUAGGAGGGACUGUGACCUUGAAAAUACCUUUGAGGAUUUUCUUAAUGGGGUAGGAAGAAAGAAAAGGAGCGUGGUUAGGGAAGUUAUUGAGGAUGUGGUGUUGUACUCGGGUAAGGUAGAGUUUGAUGGUAUUAUGUGAAAGUUUUAGGUGUAAAUGGCAAAAGGAGGCAAAAGCCACCAUGAUUUUGAUGGAAAGGUCACCUUGUAAGCAAGACUCGGCUGUGAAUUUGUUAAAUAUAGUCAGUGCUCUAGCAUAAGUGAUAGUGGUGUUGGGAGACAGUGCGUGGUGCGUGAGUGUUUGUGCGUGGAGUAAUAGUUUGUUUAAACCAGGGUUAGCCGGAGGAGCGAUGGUGUCCUGGCUGAGUGGAGGUGUGCUGGAGGGGGAGCCCGGCCAGAGACCUGAUAUUUAAGAGCAUAAAAGAGUGUUAGCAGCUGAGUAGAGGAGAAGUAGUGAAUGAGGUGUAAGAUAUAUCUAUCUUGCUUAAGCAUGUAUCCCGAUAUGCUGGAAUAGUAGAAUGUAGGCAAAUUACAACAAAAUUAUACAUUGGUAUGACAGAAACUACUCCAAGAACUGGAGGGAAAGGAAAAGGAUACCAAAUGUCAAAUAACUUUAUUACUUGGAGUGCAAGUAAGCAGCCCCCCGUGACGGGUUAGGUUGCGAAAGGAAUGGGUCAUGGUCUGGACUUGGUGUCGUCGUAUAAUUUGAUGCGUGAUGAACCAGCUUAUUUGUUAGGUGUUAGACAGGUCGGGCACAUAGUCUUGGUGUGGGCUCUGAAGCAUAUGGAGCAGAUGUGCAACAACCUGCAUGCGCUGUAGCUCCACAUGCCUGUGUUAAAGUUAUUGCACAUCUGCACCUUGCCCAAGAAUGUGAUGGGUCUGCCCAGCUUGUCUCUCUGGACACCCUUCUGUCUAGGGAGUAGGAUGAGGGGGUGGUGAGGUGAUAAAGUGGAAGGGUCUGGUCCCCAUGGCAUAUAUCGGUGGAGUUUGAAGUGGAACCACAAGAGGCACAAGAUGGGGGCCUCAAACCAGCAAAUGACGGCAGAAUAACUCAGUAUCUAUCUGACAGCAAUCGAUUCUAAUAUUGAAUUGUGUCAGAUGAGUAGCUGCCUUGGCCGAAACUGACUUGAUGCCCAAAUCAACCACCUUGUGCAUAUAUAAAUCAAGUUCUUCUCUCCUAUGUGGGUACACCGUGCAGAUAACGUUGCGAUAAGUGCCAAACGCGAUAACAAACUGUGGGAUGGUGAGUUUUUUUAUUCAAACGUGGGUCUCUAGCUCUUAAGACAACAGAAAUGUCCCCGUAGUUAUAUGCUCUAUUUUCUAGGACAUCUUGGGUGGCUAUGAGGAGGGACAUUAAAUUGACGUCCUUUUCAUCAAGAAUAUCUUUCUUGUUGGAAGCUGGGACAGAGUGGGCUGGUGAGGCAUGGGCAGUGGGAGUGGUAGUGGCUGGUGGGGGAGGGGAGAUGAGGGCUAUGGCAGUCAGAGCGGUCAAGGUUACCGGUGUAGGGACUGCUAGAGCUGUUAAGUCAGCUGGAGUGGCUAUGGCUGAUUCCACCUUCAGCAACCUGCUGUUAAUGGAUUGCAGAUUGGCCAGUAUAGCCGCCAGUUUCCUGGGUAGAAUCAGAGUAGCCAACUUUAGGCCCUUGUGAACUCGUGCCGGGCCUUGGGUCGUUGGCCUGAGUAGUCAGCAGUUUAUAAAGUUCUGCUUUUCUGGCGGUGGCUGGAAACGGGAUUCCCCUGAGCCUGAGCUCAGCCAAUAUCUUAGGGAUCUGGGAAUAGAAGGAGUGAGGGAUUCCACCGGAGACCCAGGCCUGGCUGGCGUGCUGGGUAUAUCGUCUGAUGGGAAAUCGAUGAUUGGUUCUUGAGACAUCCUGAAAGGAAUAAUGAUAUGGAUAAGUAGGGUAUAGUGUAGGUGGUAUGAGACCUCCGGAGAACUGGCCUGCUAGCUAAUGCCGAAGCGAAGAAUUAUAAUUAGAACCAAGUGACAGGUGAGGCCCUGCUAUUGCCAAGUGGUGGUGAGAGGCCCUACCUAUGAUUUGGGCUGAGGGGGUUUUGUGGCCACCAGAACGAGGUGGCAGGAUGUCGGCCUCUCAGUGACUGUAAGAGAUUCAAAAACUUGUGGCCGUGAUAUGGGAAGCCCUGAUUAUAGCCCUAAAGAAGAGCGAGCGAGGUGGCUAGCUAUGAUUUGGUCGUGAGGCUGAACCUCAGUGUAUGAGGUAGGGGUGUAGACCUCGUAGACCGCAGUAUUAUUGGGGGAAGCUAGGGCCAGCGCCUGACCCUGAAAGCCAGUUCUCUACCCUAACGGGGGCAUGUCACUUGAAGGAAGUAUGUAACAUAUGUAGAUACUGACCUUGAGUGUUUGUUCUGUAUAUUUGGAGAAUUCUCAGGGCGACUUCAAUAUAUAUGUCUAUAUAUACUGUGAAGAACAGGUCCAGUCCAGGAACCUAGGGGUAAGAAAGAUGCUAGUAGGCCUGAGGCGUGCCAUUGGUAAGCCAAGUGUAAAAAUGUAGAACGGAUGGAAUGGUGUGUAACAGUAAAACUGUAUCAUAAACACCUGUGUAAUAAGAGGGACCUGAACGUUGGUUCAAAUUUUUUUAAGACAAGCCUCUGGGAUCCCACAACUGAGCAGUAUUUUGUGACACAUAUGAAGGCGAAUUGAGGCCUUAGAAGGAUGUAAUUGUAGUUAGUAAGAUUUAAGGAUACCUACUACUGAAACGUCGGGAACCUGGUAGCCUGAUGGUCGUUGAAGGCGUAGUGAAUCUGCACAAUGGUGCAGGUCUAAGUAAUGAUAUUUAGAAAUUAAAACAGAAUUAACACGUAAUAUAAUAGUAAUAUGGAGAGUGAGGCAUCUUUAUCCUGGCGUGUUUAAAGUUUUGAGCCAACUUUGGGAGGUGGGAGGGUAUUGUAAAAAAGGCCAUGGAGGCUGAAAUAAGGCCUCAGGAGAAACGUAAAUUUUUUAAUUUAUUUUUGUAACUUUUUUUUUUUUUUUUUUUUAAACCUGAUACCGUGACACGGGAUACUGGAACCACCUCCUGGAGUCUUCUUGAAGAAAGAGUAGUUCAACCUAAAACAUUUUCAUUAAGUAAGAAUAAGGAACCUGAGUAUCGUGUUUCAAUAUAAACAGAGAUUUUGAAAUAAGAGCUACUGAAAAAAGUGAGCAUGGAUCUUGAUAAAUUUAAGAGGUUUGAUGGGGCUCAGCCCUUUGAGAGAGGAAAAAACAAACCAUAAAGGGGAUAACUGUUUCUUUAAGUGAAUACCCCUGGAAAUAUAUACAUAAUUAUAUGUGACAAUGAGUGGCGAAUAAUGCCAUUUAGAGUAAGAGAAAAUGUAGGUAGAACCAUGAACAUAUGAUAUAAAAUAAUACAUAGAGGAACAUACUUAAAUAUAAAAAUUUUAAUGCAUAGAACCUCAUGCGUUAAGCUAACGAACGUGCAAAAGGGAUAUAAUAGAACCGUGUGUGUUAGAUUUUAUGAAACAAAAUGCUAGUGACACAGCCGUUCGUACGUGUUUCGUCUAACGAAAGUGAGAAACAGGCGAUCGUAAGGUGAGUGUAAGCGUUCGGUAACAUUUUUUUAACGAAAGAAAGAACGAAAAGCAUGAGUACUCUGCAGUCGGCUUAAACCGCCCGAACACAGAAGUACACAAACGGCGGAUUUACAUGAACGGCUAAGUAAUAUAUCUAGGGAGCCUAUCCCUGCGUUUUUAGGCCCCAACGUGGGAAAUAGCCGAACGCUAUUUCCCACAUUGAUGCUUACGUUUGCGUGCUGAUCUCGUGACCGGCAGCUCGACAGCUGGGUAAUGAGUAGGGAAUACCGCGGGGCUGCUCUAGUGAAACUCUCUCUAGUGUAGAAUGUCUAGGAACAAAACAGUAAAUUUCAAAAUAAUUAAAAUGCUGACUAGGCUUGGGUCACACAGGAAUCCCAAUUGAGGCCCCGCAGGUCAUUUAAGAUUGCCCUCUCUCGUUCAUUGGACCUGCUUUUCUCCAUUUCUGCUUCAAACCCAUGCUCCCAGCCCAGGGGAAGGCCUUCAUUAAUCCGAGCCAUAUCUUCGCCUGUUGCUUGUGGGGAUGCAGGGCAGCCAGAAAUUUCGCUAGGUCCUCUGCUGCUGACAAAGUGAUUAUGGAAUCUGCGUGAGGCACCAACAGGGUUCCCAAGGCGUCCCAUCUACACUGCUCAAAAAAAUAAAGGGAACAUUUAAACAACACAAGGUAACUCCAAGUCAAUCAUACUUCUGGGAAAUCAAACUGUCCACUUAGGAAGAAACACUGAGUGACAAUCAAUUUCACAUGCUGUUGUGCAAAUGGGAUAGACAACAGGAGGAAAUUAUAGGCAAUUAGCAAGACACCACUUCUCAGUUCCUAUGCUUCCUGGCUGAUGUACAGCCCUCCAUGUGUUCGGCAGAGUUAGCCUGACUGCCAUUAGGUACCGAGAUGAGAUCCUCAGACCCCUUGUGAGACCAUAUGCUGGUGUGGUUGGCCCUGAGUUCCUCCUAAUGCAAGACAAUGGUAGUCCUCAUGUGGCUGGAGUGUGUCAGCAGUUCCUGCAAGACAAAGGCAUUGAUGCUGUGGACUGGCCCGCCUGUUUCCCAGACCUGAAUCCAAUUGAGCACAUCUGGGACAUCAUGUCUCGCUCCAUCCACCAAUGUCACGUUGCACCACAGACUGUCCAGGAGUUGGCAGAUGCUUUAGUCCAGGUCUGGGAGGAAAUCCCUCAGGAGACCAUCCGCCACCUCAUCAGGAGCAUGCACAGGCGUUGUAGGGAGGUCAUACAGGCACGUCUAGGCCACACACACUACUGAGCCUCAUUUUGACUUGUUUUAAGGACAUUACAUCAAAGUUGGAUCAGCCUGUAGUUUGUUUUUACACUUUCAUUUUGAGUGUGACUCCAAAUCCAGACCUCCAUGGGUUGAAAAAUUUGAUUUCCAUUUUUUUAUUUUUGUGUGAUUUUGUUGUCAGCACAUUCAUUUAUGUAAAGAACAAAGUAUUUCAGAAGAAUAUUUAAUUCAUUCAGAUCUAGGAUGUGUUAUUUUUGUGUUCCCUUUAUUUUUUUGAGCAGUGUAUAUAGAAUGUCAUUGUCUCUCAACAGCCUAGUGACCGGUAGGAAACUGCGUCUCUCCAACAGGACUGAAACGGGUUAAUCGUCAAAGAUUUAGAUCUGAUGACCCUCUACAGGAACAGCUGGACGGUUUCUGGAGCGGGCCAGAAUCGCCAUAUUUAUCGUGAGUGACUGCAAUUAUGUCUCUGGGGGCAUCAGCAGGGGCUGGGGCCCAUUUCCGAAAUUGGAAUGUUGUCAUAAUAGGUAAGGCUCUGCUGUCUCCUUUCACUUCCAGCACUGCUGCCACCUGAUUCAUCUUCCGGACCUCCCGUAGAUCCAAUAGCAAUUUUUUGAUCUCAGCUUUAGUGGAGGGUGAGGCAUUGGUAUCUCAAUUGGCUCUGUUGUAUACUCCAUCCUCGGCCUGUGGAUUCCUCAGACUCACUUGAGCCCUGUGUCCUGCCAAGCCCCAUCUUAGGUUGGGCCUGGUGUUGUUGGCAAUCAAAGGACCUGCGUAUGUCAGGCAGCUCUAAAUGCAACAGCUUACAAUACUUGCGCCCCAUCACUGCGUUGUUUUUUUUUGGUUUUUUUUAGAAGCUCGGUUUUUGUUCUUUGCCUGGCCCUAAAAAGCCCAUAAUCUAAUUUUGGCACCAUUUCAUUGUUAGUCCUGAUUUCUCUUUAUUACUGAGAGAGAACUAACACUCCAUUCAUAACAUUUGUGAUAGUGCCCAGUUAAUGCAAGUUAUUCAUAGUUAAUUAUUCAGCACAGUGUGGGAACAUUGCUGUGGGUGCAGGGUUUUGUUGCGUUUGGUUAAAUAGUUAAAACAGCAUAGCUCAGGGUUAAAACAGUAGAUUUUUUUUUUUAAUACUCUAUAUGUAAUUUAUAGAACACAUUAGCGUUUAGAGAUAUAUUUACAGCAUUGCAUAGGGCUGGUUUUAGGGCUGCUCAGGUCAAUAUAUCGGAAGUCUCAUACAAUUUACUUUUGAACUAAAGCCCCAUGUCUUUAUCCCAUCUGGCAUCACCCAGAUGUCUGUAAAAUGCUCUAAUCAGAAAAUUCCAAAUUGUACAUUUUAAGACAGACAGGACAUUUCUCCAACUCUGUCCAUUUUUGUGAUUUAGCUGUCAGUUCACUUCAGGUCACUGUUUAGUAAAUACAUUUCUUCGGAAGCUAAAACAAGUCUGAAGCCCACAAUCCAUUUAUAUUAUGAGUAUUAUUGGUUCUCUGUGGCAGUUGCCUUGGGAUUGGGACAUUGUGCAAAGAAUUUCUUAAUCCCUGUGAUACAGCAUGACUUGCAUGUUGCAACGUUUGCCAGUUUAGACUUUGAUACAAUGGUUUGUUUUGGAUCUUGUCCACGAUAGAGCUGCCAGGACUUGUCCGGGACCUUUGAUUUUAGUUCACGUGUUAGGCGUAUUCAUCAACUCUAAUCAAAGGUGCAAAUAGGACUGUUGGACAUUUCAGCCACAAAACAUGUGCCUGAUGCUGAGUUGUAUCCUCUGCUGCUCUGUCUGUUUCCAACACGUAGCCAUUCCAACCAGUGCACAUUCAUUGCAAGAUAUGGUUAUUUUCACGUGUGUCAUCCAGGGCCUUCAGUGGUGAAUUCCUGGUUAAAGCGCGUGACAAUUUAAUCAACAUUAAAACUUACUUUUAUUAAUUUGUGAGAAUUACAGUUCUACAGUCUGGCUAUGCAUCCUGGGAAUUCUAAUACACACAGGUUGACAGGACCAGGUGUGCCUGAGAUUAAUGGAAUAAAAAAAUGGGAUUAUUAAAGAACUUUGUGACUUCAACUCUUAGUCAGCCCAUAGGCAGUUUUUUUGUUUGUUUGUUUUUUGGGAAUGCUAACUUUAAAAGCAAAUUCACAUUUUCACAGAAUUUACAAUCCCAUGAUGCUCAGCAAACCCUUGAACAAGCCAAACAUUAUGGGAAAUGUUCACCACAAAUAUAGGGCCUUAGCUGUAGAAUGUCAUCUGAAUUAUAUAUCCCAACCAUCAGAAGAGUUUUUUUGAUAUAUAUUUGUGAGCUACCGUAAGUCUCCCAUGGUAUGGAAUUAAUAUGAGAAUGUUCAUUUCCAAAUAUUCUAAUAAAAAGGUUAGUCAAAAAGACUAGUGUAGCCUAAGAUGUUACUGUCACCCACACUACCUUAGCCCUAAAAAUGCUAUCUACCUGAUUGGCAACUUUCCACCAACCCAAACGUGCCAGCCUAAUGUUAAUACUAUAGAUAAGCUGAUAUUGCAAAAAUAAAUGUGUUAACCUACAGUGGGUUCUAGUACUAGCUGCGAUGUUUCACAUCAACAUUUUUUUGCCAUACUCGCCACAAAACAGCUGGCACUGUAUAAAUAAUUGUAACUGUAUAUGUACUUCCAAGAACAUUGAAUUUCAGAACAGAUUACUGGAUUCCAGGCGAGGUGAGGACAAUGAAGAUCUACAGGCUUGAUUGUUACAAUAAAUGCUAGUUUGCACAUUUUCUAGGAUAGGGUAAUUACGUAAUGUUUCCCUAAGACUCUGCCAGCUUUCAACCCAACUUUAUCUCCAAAAGCCAGUUAUAAACUCUGUUCCAGAAACCGACUGAUACAAUAACUGGCAGACUGACCUCCCCCCCACCUUCCUCAUAGGCGUUCCCUGUGUAUCCUUAACUAGAGGUCACAGAACGAGCUCUGGGAACAUUCUAUCUCCCGUACUACUUGAUGUUUCAUGUUUUCUUCUCAGCAACUGAAAUGGGAAUCUUCAUCCAAACUGUCGCUUUGUGCUGUCUGAUGCUGGGUGUGUUUGUAACAGGUAACAAACAAUAUACAGAUUAUCUAUUGGAUGUCACAAAAGGAUUGUCAGAUAAGAUCAUAUUUUAUAGCAUGACCGUGAGUGAUGUGUGGAUUGCAGGCACUAAAAACGCUGAAUUGUAGAGAAUUUAAGAACUAAAAAAGCAGGUUAUUCGAUAUACAACUGGAUCUUGUACUUACUAAGUAAACAAUAACGCACUGGAGAAACUAACUAGAAAUAUCAAUAUCUUCCUUUUUUAAUCUGGUUAUGGAUUCUUGUAAAAAGUAAUGUUAUUUAGAAUUCAGAAGUAUACAAGAAUCAACCAUAUUUUAUUACCCGUAUAACAUGCUAAUGAUACAAUGUAUAGCUAGGAAUAUAAUGUAAGUUAGGAAUAUAAUGUGCAGUCAGCAAUGUAUAAAUAUUGGAUACAUGGAUUCCAAAGUUCAGAGAUCUUGCCGAGACUCUUGUCUUUGAUCAAGGCUGUGUAUUGUGCCAAUAAACAAGUCCUUAUAACAGAUCCAGGUUUAUUUAAGAAUUACAGAACACACACUGUACAGCGACUGCACUUACUAUACCCAGGGCCAACCCAAAAAAUUGACCAGAGCAUUUUUUAAUCUCAGCGGCCCAGUGGGAAAGGGGCUGGGCCAGACAAGGUGGGGUUAUUGUGUUAUCACCAAUGAAAAGCACCCCCACCGGCCCAAAGUGAGUAUGUCUGUCCAAUGCUCUUCCAGGGCAGCCCAUGGAGAGUGAGAGAGUGAGAGAGAGAAAAAAAACACUCAAUAAGGCUUGGGCAGCAUCACUGUGACAGAGCGGCUUCUCAUAUAUUUAAAAUGAAAGAUAUAUACUAGUGAGCGCAUCAGAAUAAUAAAAAUAAAGUUUAAUCACAAAUCCAAAAGGAGCAAUAAUCUUACAAAAUCUCUAAACCUGAGAAUUAUUCUCCUAUGUCUAGAGCAGCGGUUCCCAAACUGAGUGCCGUGGCAUCCUGGGGCGCUGCAACGGGUACACAGGGGAGCUGCAAGUUAUUUUCCUGGUGCUGUGAUGAUAGCACCGGGAACUGUGCUUUCCCCUGAGGGGGAGGUGGAGCUCUAACCUGCAACUACGUCGAGUUCUCCUCUCGAGAGCUCAGAGCGUUGCCGCGGUUACCACGGCAACACUCCGAAUCUAGCGAGAGUGAACUCUAGCAGCUCCUGAGGCUGCUAGAGUUCACUGUCACCACCAGGACCACCAGGGAUUGCAGGAAAUGUCUAAACUCCCAGGCAAAGGUAAGCAGGGAGGAAGGACAUCAUUUAAAUUUUUAAUAAAAAAAAUAAAUAUAUUUAUAAAUUUGUUCUACCCCCACAGACCCCACACCACACAAUAGCUCCCGAAUACACACACACACUGCCCCCCAUACAUACACACUGCCCCCAUACACACACUACCCACCAAUAGACACACACUGCCCACCAAAACACACACAUUGCACCCCCCUCACACAACAUACCCCCCUCACACACACUGUACCCCUCACACAACCUGCCCCCCCACACACUCACACUGUACCCCUCAUGCACUAACUGCCCCACAUACACACACACACAGCCCCCCUCACACACACACAAACUACAUCUUUCACAAACACAGUGCAUCCCUGUACACACACACUCUAUCCCUCACACACGCACACUGCACCCCUGUACACACAUGCACACUGCACCCCUCACACACACUACAGCCCCUAUCCAGGCAGACCCCAGGUAAGUUGUCAAACUGUUCUUAAACAGGUUGACUACUUACCCUGGGAGGGCACUAUGGCACUACUGGUACCAUAACCACUACAACAUAAUGUCACACAUGCUCAGUUACAGAAGACAGUCACACACAGGUACAGACAGACAGUCACAACACACACACAGUUAAAAGCAGUCACACACACAGUUAGAGGUAGAUGGUCGCACACACACACACAAACACUCCGUUACAGGCAUACAGUCAUUAUGACACAGACCAUUACAGGCAGACAGUCACACAGACACAUGCAGGGACAGGCAGACAGUCACACACACAGUUACAGUCACACAUGCAGACAGGGACACACACAGUACAGUUACAUACAGGCAGACAGUGAGACACCCAGACAAUCUGUGACACACACAGGCAGACAGUCACACACACAUGCACACACACACAGGCAGACAGUGUCACACACAUAUAGUUAGUCACAUACAAACACCGGCAGACAGUCACACACACACACACAGGCAGACACACACGCAGACAGGCAGAGAGUCAUAAACACACACCUCUUUCCAUUAUGGGCGUGGCAGUGCAGCUCCUAGAGAUUAGUUAUGUGCAGCAGUUACCACCAGCCAUCAAAUAAUGGAGCUUUUAGCUCCACUCCCACUACAAUUGUAGCCCCACCUCUGUAUCCCUACAAGCUCCGCCUCCGAUGCUCAGUAAGCUUUGCUCCCGCUGCUCAGUAAGCUCCGCCCCCGCUGCCUCGCUAUUUUCUUUCAUAGACCCGGGAGGAGAAUAGUGAAAUCCUGCACGCGGGUACCUGCUUUAGCUCCCCCUGCUCACCUGUCACCCGGCCAUGUGUGAGCUGUGUCAGGGUCAGCCACAUAGCGCCCCCUCCUCUAUGGUGCGCUAUGCAGCCACACAGCUCGUACACCCCUAAGGCCGGCCAUGACUGAAAUAUAAUCUGUAAAGUGCUGAGUACAUCUGUUAGUGCUAUAUAAAUAAAAUAUACAUACACUGUAUACAUACUGCAUUUACUGUGCUUGCCUCUGCUGUAAUGUAACCUGUAACCUGUAACCUGUAACCUGUUGAUACACAGUGCUGUAACUUGUAAAGUCCACCUGUUACAGUUUUAUACAUGAAAUGUACAAUCAUUUGCUAGUGUUAACAGUGUUUAAGCAAAUGAAAUGCGAUCAGGUAAAGAUUAAACUUGUACCUAAUUAGUUUAUGAGAUCAGGUACAGAUUAAACUUGUACCUAAUUAGUUUUUGGAAGACUUAGUAAAAUAAAUAAGAAGACUGCAGGUCUUGGAAAAAGUAUACUAAUGAGUUUAAUAUUUGAUAACUAGUUUUAAAAAAACACAAAUGUGUAUUCCUGAUCCUAUUUCGUGUUAAAAAAAUGCUAGUGCCCACUUUAAAAUAUAAGAAAACUCACAUUAUUGAGCAUGUUCACCAGCGCUAGCUCACCCCCUAUUCGUCUCCUUGGCUCAUCAGAACUGAUGAUCUCGGCCAAUCACAAUGCUUUCCCAUAGGAGAGCAUUGGAUUGGCUUAGAUUCUCAAUGCUGAUGAUUUCAGCCAAGGGGGCAGAGCCAAACUCAUAGAGCUAUUUUCAGUGUCUCCAUGCUCUAGUGGCCUUCUGAGGAGUGACAACUAGAGGUGUUCCUAGGCUGCAAGCUUUCAGGGACAUGGUAUAGAAUCAGAACAACUACAUUAAGCUGUGGUUGUUCUGAUAACUAACUACAGUGUCUCUUUAACACAAUUUGAUGCUAUAUAUCAAACAAUGUGGGGUAAUUUGUUGAGAUAGGUGCGCUUAUUUUCAAAAAUACAUGUAGGAACGAACACGAUUUGAAGAACGGCUUUAUAUAUGUUUGAGUGCAUGAUACAAUGGUACAGAUAGACUGAAUAGCAUACAGUUCAUCCUGAAGAUUGUAUACGGAUUGAUGCAAUCAGAUGGGUGAUGGGCACAUUCUGGGUGUGAGUAAAACAGUUGUACUGGCAAAUAACAGACUGGAAGAGAUUAAAGAAGAGAUUAAAGAAAGGCAUAUACAAGGACUGAUUUUCACUGAAGGUGAUUCUAGACCCAAGACUUGUUAUAUAUCUAUGAGACAAAUUAGUCAAAACACCUUAAAGGAACAAGAUUGUGUUAGGAAUACAAACAUGUAUUCCUGACACUAUAAUUCUGAAAUACAUAUUUAGGUGACCCCCACCCUCUGUGGUAUAAAAAGGUGGUUUACUUUUCUUUUCACCACUGCAGCGCCGGUAUCGCUGCGGCUGGCCCUUCCUCCUAAGAUAACCUUGACAAUCUCAGCCAAUCCAAUGCUUUCCCAUUGGAAAGCAUUGGGAGAUUAUUGCACAUCAAUGCAUUUCUAUGAGGAAUGCUCAGCGCCUCCAUGCAGAGCAUGGAGACUCUGAACUUAUGUGCUGCACACAUGUGCAGCACUGGACUAGGUAGCACCUCUGCCACUCGCAGCAAUUUAAACACUGCCUUUUCUCUAUAAUGGCCAUGUUUACAUUGAGAAAACUGCAGGGACAGACAAUAGACACCAGAACCACUACAAAAAGCUGUAGUAGUUCUGGUGACUAUAAUGUUCAGUCAAACAACUAGAAGAAAACAACAUAUAUAUUGUGCAGGACUGAAGUAGCCUUAGCGUUGGGAGGGAGGGGGAGAUUUUAUAAGGUGAGAUGGCUGUAGGUGUGACCUGUGGGCCAUGUUCAAGCUAAAAUUGCUUGCAGCUGAUUUAAUUUAAUCUGGCAAUUAAACUGUUGGUUGAACAGAUGUAAUUUGAGAUAGGAGUGACUAACACACGUCUUUUUAUGGUCUGAUAUAAACCCGAUCUAGCACAGACAUGGUAAACUGCUGGUUGAAACUACUGUUGGACAACUCCCAUAACACUCUGCCAGCCAGAGGGCAGAACUGCUUGAGGGUGACACAAUUUGAAAGAUCUGAUCAAAGACAUCAAGCCCAGCUUCCAUAACAGGACCCCAUAUUUAAUUCAGAACCCUUAAAUCCAACUGCACCAGUUACGUUAUGGCAUUUACCCUACACCCUUUUAUAAAUCAGAAACAUAACUACAAACGUGACUAGCAUAGUACAUAUUAUUAUUAUUUGCAUACCUUAGAACAGGGACAGGGAAGGUUGCCUAUGCCUGCCUUAGAAUAUGAAUUCAAGGCUUAUUUCCUUCUUAAGCACAGCCCUAAUCUCUUCAUGUGAGCUACUUUGUAUCAGCAUGUAUAGCCAGGUGUUAUUAGUCCAUUUCCCACUCAGUCAGUUAGACUUCUACAGAAAGAGGGGAGGGAUUGUAAAAGCUGCCGAUAGCAGUUCUGCAACAUUUGCAAGCUGUUUUUUCAUAAAAGUUCAAAAAAAGCAUGCAGAAAAAAAUACAAUACAAGCAAAAAUAGAUUGCGCCAAUAAUACAGUCCAAUAUAUUUAGAGAAUGCUUUUGUGCUUCCUAAUAAAUGGCUCUCCAGACUUCGACUUGUAAUCCAAGAUAUGAAAUAAAACAAAGAGAUGACCGAUAAUAGUGCAAUAUGUCUAAUACUAGGUGUGGACUCACAACACAGAUAUGAAAACUAGCACUCACAUUUGAUGGAGCUUUAGACCAGCAUUAAGUAAAACGGUAUACAGUGGUAUAAUCCCCACUGGCGAAUAUGUAGCUUUAUAGAUCAAUAUCUCCGCUUGCAGAUAAAUAUACCAAAAAAUAUAUAAAAACAAACAAAAGUGCUCACUGUGGUAAAAUAUAAUGACAGAUACAAAUAGUAAUUUACUCACAUUUAGUUGAGCAUUGAUACUGCUCAAUUAAUAGCGUCCUGGGUGGUAUAAUCCUCACCAGAGAUAUAUUGUCAGGUAAAUUCUCCAGAGAGUUAUCCUCACCAGAGUACAGAUGCAGGGUGGAUACUCCAAGGAAUAGGUGUGUCAGCAACAGAAUAAAAUUUACAAAAACAAUAAAAGCAUGAAAAGCAAAAUCAAACACACAAAUGAGUGGAUGCCAAAUAUACUUUAAUGCUAAAAACAGAAUAGUAAAACAACACAAUGCAUCUCGACAGUAUAGGGGCUUCUUUAAGUGUAAAAAAAUACAAGUUUGGGAGUGUAUAUAUAUAUAUAUAUAUAUAUAUAUAUAUAUAUAUAUAUUAAAAAAAGUUUUUAAAAAAUCAGUGGAGUGUUUCUUUAAUUAAGAUGCUGGGUGUGAUGAAUGAUAUAAAAUUAAUUAACAAUAUGUCUUCACUUAAUAAAAACUAUAUUAUCUGCAGGAGAAAAGCAUGAUCAACCAUUGGUGACCACAAAAUAUGGGAAACUACUUGGGGAAAGAGUGACGGUAAAGGGGACAGACAGACCAAUAGACACUUUUUAUGGAGUCCCAUUCGCAAAACCACCAGUUAGGGAAUUGAGAUUUGCUCGUCCGGAGCCCCCAGUACCUUGGGACUCCUACAGGGAUGCAACUAAAGAACCACCCAUGUAAGUAUGUAAUCCAACUAUGUUGGGUUAACUAAGUAUGUUUUAAUUUUCAAUAUUUUAUUGUAGCCUGGAUUUGAACAUUUCCGAAACAGCAAUAUGUGACCAGUCGACCAACGAGUCUUGAGAACAUAUUCAUAUUUGUGCCCACAUGUUUAUGUCCUGAUGAAUUUUCAUAUCUGGCUAUGCCUGCUGAUAUUGGAACUGCAUUUCUGAGUUAUGCUUAAUGUGUAUCCCACGCUGUCCAGGUGUUUACAAAACAUUUCGAUACUGGAACAAUUUAUGGAGCUUUCCAAGAAAAAAAUUGAGUUCCCCCCUGUUUCUGAAGACUGUCUAUAUCUGAACAUUUACACUCCAGCAGACAGAGAAAAGAAUACUCCAUUGCCAGUAAGUACUGAUACGUGAAUCCAAACUGCAAAUAAUUCACCUGAAUUCCAUUGUGGGGUUACUUAUUAAAGGGAAUCUAUAGUGUUAGGAAUACAAAUCUGUAUUCCUAACACUAUAGUAACCUCUGGUCCCCCUUCCGACAUAUAACGGGUUAAAAACCACUUUGGUCACUUACACAGUACCAACGCCGAUGUCCGCCUCCUCCGACAUCAUCCGUCAGGGACACCUAAUGCACAUUCACUGCGAGCACCACAGGGGCAUUAGGCCUACCCAAAGGAAAGUAUUGACUCAAUGAUCUCCUGUGGAGUUUUACUGACACAGGAUGUCCUCAUGCAGAGCGUAAGGAUAUGCAGCAUGGCUUAAGGGGCUCAGAGUUCAUUAGAAUCCUGGAAGUGCCUCUGCUGGCUGUAUGAUAGAUAGUCUUAGUCCUGCAAGGUAAUUAUUGCAGUUUCUCAAAAAUUGCAAUGGUUCACAUUGCAGGACUAAGUGAGAAAGGGACAUUGCACCAAGAUCACUUCAAUGAGAUGAAGAAGUCUGGAUGCCUAUAGUCAGCUGAGCUGCCAUUUUUCUUUAAUAUAUUUUUAAGGUGAUUUGUGGUUUAAAAGUUAACAACUUCACCCUGUUUUUAAAUACAUUAUUCUAUAUUUUCUAUCCAGGUUAUGGUGUUUAUACAUGGCGGAGCUUUGGCACUAGGUGGAGCAAAUCUAUUUAAUGGAGCUGCACUGAGUGCUUACGAAGAUGUAGUGGUUGUAGUUAUACAGUACAGACUGGGAAUUACAGGAUUCUUUUGGUAAGUCGUAAUGCAUGAAACCAAUAUGGAUGGAUGUUUUCCAAUGUGCAGAUUAAAUAUUAUUUUAUAAUCUGCUGUUUAUCUCUUUUUUUUACAUUAGAUUCAAGGCCUCUUCUGUUUAAUUAACCUCCGCUACCUCUCCUGAGCUCAUCUCUGCGGUGUAUGGCUUAGUUCAUUGGUUUCAUUUGUGAGCUGCUCAUUGUUAGCCAAUGAGCUAAGACCAGCACUGCAGAGCUGAGCUCAGGAGAGCUAGUGAAAGUUACUCCUAGGACUUGACGGUUUUAGUAAUGAUGGAAAGCGAUGCAUUGGGAAAAAGUCACAGUGUUCAAAAUAGACUGCGUAAAAUUGGAGAGCUUUUAGAGUACUACUGGCACCAUAACCACUAUAGUGAGCUGUAGACGUUAUGGUGCUUGAAGUGUUCCUUUAAAUUCGGGACGUCUUGUGAACACAGUCUUCCUCAAGUAUCCUUUUUAUCAUGAAUAUACUUAAUACUUAUGUUAUUUACGUGCGCCGUAAUUAUAUUUUUUUCACUUGUGUCGUAUUUGUCUACUAUCUUUACUUUUAGAUCUAAAGUGGUUAUAUUUCUGAUUAUUCCGAUGAAUCUCAUCCAGCAAACUGUUGGAGAUUUUGAAUAGUACCUUUGAGUAGAAGGCUUUAGUUCAUAGCAGAGGCUUUGAGUGAGCAAAAUGGGAUACAUUUAAAUUUAAUAUCUCACUAAACUAAACUCAACUCAAUUCAUUAUGUCACUUUGCUCUGCAGUGUUAAGUAUGCUAUAUAUAAUUCCAAUGUAAUAAUUGUGUACCUUCGUGGCUUCAAAAUUGAUGCGACUACGAUUCAAGGAGGAACAGAAAGCCACGGGUAACCUUACGAUAAAUAGUAGAUUAUCUAUAUAAUGCAAUAAAACUGGAGGAUUAUUUUUCUCAUUGUUGUAUUAUCCCAAUUGGGUGCCCAAGAUGAUAAGCCCAUAGUCCGAUGAUCCUUUUUUUUUUAUUGAAUACCACUUUCCUAUGUACACAGCACUGGAAACAUUUUAGUAAAGCUGAUACAAUGUAUCCUGGCUUAGACUCAGCCCUUGGUGUAAUCACACUGAUCUCACUCUCCCUGUUUCCUUCUUAUUCUCAGUUCUGGGGACAAUGAAGCACCUGGAAACUUUGGGUUUUUGGAUCAAAUAGCAGCUCUUCAAUGGGUCCAGGGAAACAUUAAGGAUUUUGGAGGGAACCCACAAUCUGUCACCAUAUUUGGGAUAUCUGCUGGUGGUAUUAGUGUUUCUGCUUUGGUGAGUGUUCUCUGAUUACUGGUAUCCAGCACCACAUCCAGAGGUAAAACAAUAAUCUUCUAAUAAUUUGUGAUCAUUCUUCUCUCCCUGUCUGUGUUCUAUUUCCAGGUGUUAUCUCCAUUAUCCAAAGGCCUAUUCCAUAGAGCCAUUGCAGAGAGUGGUACUGCCUUAAUGCCUGGACUCAUGACCAGUAAACAUGAAGUUGUCAUUUUUCUCCGAAAUGUGAGCAUUACUUUUUGUGUUCAUGUGGACAACACCGCUCUAAAAUCCAACAUAACAUCUAGCAUGUAGUAUGUGGCAUUCAGUUGUUAUGGGAAAUCAAUUAACAAAAUAAUUUUCUUUGGAAUCCUUUCAUUAAAUUGACUUCCCUCCUUGAAAACAUAAUUAACCUAAAGAAGUGACUAGAGUUCAUAGUGGAGCUGGCGAUCCUGUGUAGAGAUUGGUGGCCAAGACAAUCUGAUGUAUUACUGGCUAGUGGAGUUGGAUUUUUUCCUUAAACAACUGAUAUCUGAGAAUCUAUUUGUGCCCUCCACCUCCCAAAAAAAUCUCUAAUGUCAUAUUAAAGGGUUUAUCCACUAGCAGGAAGGCCAAAGCAGCCGAUCUGAAAAAUCUUGUCUGUUUUUGAUAUUAGAUAUUGAACUAGAGCAUGGUGAGAAGAUUUAGAUUGGCCAAAUUUUUUUUCCUGAAAAUAGAAAACUUUUCAUGACACACAAAUAUCAGUCAGUGUUCUUAAGGCUCGGCAGAAAUUCAGUACCGAGGUUCUGAUUCGGGAACCGAAUCAGAAGACUAAAAAAUCCUGACUGACCACCCAAUCGUUCCCGAUUCGGGCGACUUGUAGUUUUGACCGAACCAAAUCUCCAAGACAAGAGUGUGUGUGUGUGUAUAUAUGUCUGUCUAUCUCUAGAUCUAUCUAUCGAUCUAUCUAUCGAUCUAUCUAUAUAUAUAUAUAUAUAUAUAUAUUACAUUUGUACUUCAGACAAAUGCAACUUGUAUUUCAGAAAGUUGAUCUUGAGCCUUUUGAAACAGACAUUUUAAACAAAAAUACUCAUUAUAAAAGCACAUUUUUGUUUGUGUUUAUAUAUUCAGUUGAUUAGAAAAAAUGACUUUGUUCUUUCAGUGAUAUUCCUCUAAUUGCAUCAAAGUGAACUAAAAAAAUGGCAAUUCAGUAGGACAAGCUAUUCUUGAUUGAUUACCAGUUAUGUACGUUUUUGGUUUUCAGCUUAUUGCCAAUAUAUCCGGCUGUGAUCCUGUAUCAGUGGUGGCUUGCUUGAAAGAGAAAACUGAAAAAGAAAUUAUUACGAUAUUCGAUGCCAUGGUAAAUGAUAAUCAUGUGUUUUCCACAAAAGAUUCUUGUUUAGAAUUUACCAAAUUUGAAACAGACACAAUCUCUCAAUGGGAACAUGUUACUUUGCUUGUAGCGAUAGCUCCCCUUUCCUGAAUCCAAAAGAACACUAUGGAAAAUGUACCGCUGUGUGGGAGCACAUUUGUCCACAUUCCAUAACACUCAGUCAUUCCUUUCAUUCACACACAAAACAUUGGAACUCAAGGUAGUUUGUGUCUUGACAGUCCGACAUGGAAUGUAACUCAAAGAUUAAUGAUAAUUAAACCAGAAGUAUUAUUUUAAAAAAAUGCCACAGGAAGGUGAUCCUGCCCCGGCACAGAUGUCUUACAGAUUUUAUUUUCCUUUUUGGCAAAAUAAAUUCAUCUUGAAUGAAACCCAGAUUUGAUGUUUCAGGAUCUGGAUGUCCAUGGCCAUCCAUGUUUGGUGUCUGAGGGUAGACUGAUGAAGAUGAAAUGUGAGAGGGGUUUGAAAUCUGGUGUAGGGGCACAGAACUAAGUGGGACAUAACCGGCCACAUUUUGAUACAAAUACCAUAAUAUCAUAUUUUCUGUCUGUACAGAGACUACUGGGGUUACCUGGAUGUGUAGAUGGUUUAUUUCUUCCAAAACCUGCAGAAGAAAUGUUGGCAAAUAAAGAAAGCAACAAUGUUCCACUCAUAAUUGGCAAUACUAACCAGGAGUUUGGAUGGACAAUGCUUCUGGUAGGAAAUUUCUACAUCAUAAAUUUCUUAAAUACCAUAAAGACUCAAAUGCAGUUUAUGUAACAAAUGUCACACAUUUAUAAAAAAAAAUCAAAACAAACUUAAUUAAUAUAACACAAAGGCUUCUUCAGUAAAAGUGACGGUAAUCAUAGAUGGAGGAUUUGGAUGGGCAAAGUAUCUCCAAGGUUCAAACAAAGAAGCCACGUGGAUCAAAACUCAAGAUAAAUAAAGAGCAGGGUGCAUGAACAGUACAGGAAGAGGAAGAUAUGCUGUUAAAAUAAGUGAUCAUGUUUUCAUGGAUGGGCUGGAGUUAAACGAAUACCCUUGUAAAUAUUACAAUAUUGAGUUAACAGAUUAUGGGAUAAAUCCAAUAAAAAAAAUAAACCAAUCAGGGAUCAGCAUUCAGGGCAUGCUACACACGAGAUAAACAAAAUAUUGCUUGAUAUUUUCCAAGGUAACUAGAGCCUGAAAACUAACUUUAAUUGUACUUCUGUGACCAGGGGAUGAACAUCAGUGGUUUAGAAGAAGGAUUGGAAAAAGACAAAGUUCAGUCACUCCUGAAAUCCAUUUCUAUGCUGGUAAGUCAAAUUUACUGUACUGAUACAUUUUCCAUUCUGUUGUGAGGACAUUUAUGGGGUGAUAAAUAUCCAAAAUAAUAAUUUUUAUAAAAAUUAUCAAAAAAUUUAUUUCAUAACUUUUAUCAUAUCAAAAAUUUAUAUCGUGGCACUGUUCCCCGAUUAAUUAUUUAAAGCUGAGAAUAACCCACUAUUUUAAUUCUGUUAGAUCCUAGAGCAGUGAUAGCGAACCUAUGGCACGGGUGCCACAGGUGGCACGCCGGGCCCUCUCUAUGGGCACGCGGCCAUAGGGUCGCCAUCAAUGCAGAGUAGGCACCUGCCUGCCCAAAACGGCAGGCACCUACUCUGCUUCAUUGUCGGCAGGACCGGAAGCAGGGGGGAGGCAUCGAGGAAGCAGCUCUCCUGUCCUCCCUCGAGCUGUGUGGAGCGUUGCCGUGUGUUAGCAUGGCAACGACCCACACAGCAUCGCGCGGGAGGACAGGAGAGCUGCAGGCUCCUAUCCUACAUACUUACCACCACCGGACCACCAAGGAUGGCUGUGUUCCCCCCCCCUCCCCUUCACUAAAGGUAAGAUGAAGGAGGGGGGAUACUGAUUCAUAAUGCUUUUUUUUUUUUAAAACAAAAACGUUUUUAAUGUAUCUUAAACCCCCCCCAACAGUGCACCUCUACUAACCCCCCAACAGAGCACCACUACCCCCCAAAAGAGCACCCCUACCCCCCAACCCUACCCCGCCCACAGCACCCCCUGCCCCCACUGGCACCCCUACCCCCCCACACACACAGCAUCCCUACCCCCCACACACACAGCACCCCUAUCCCCCACACACACAGCAGCCACACACAGCACCCCUACCCCCCAGACAGGCAUCCCCCCACACAUAACAUCCCUACCCCCCACACCAGGCCCGGACUGGCCAUCGGGCUUACCGGGCAAAUGCCCGGUGGGCCGCGAUGGCCAGGGGCCGAGGCCGGCAGGGAGAUCACAGGAUCUCCCCGGUGGGCCCCUGCAGGGCGGACACUAUCAGUGUGCCGGCCCUGCUGUGUGCCUCCAUGGGCCAGUGGGGAGAUCAGAGAUCUCCCUCACCGGCCCAGAGGCACUGUAACACUGCUAUGCUGGCUGGGGAGUGAGGGAGGCAGGAGAGGACCGGCGGAGCUCUAGCCAGCAGCUCCGCCGGGUCCUCUCGCGAGGUCUGAGCGUUGCCGCGGUUACCACGGCAACGCUCAGAUCUCGCGAGAGUGAACUCUACCUCAGGAACUGCAGGGUAGAGUUCACUCACCACUAGGACCACCAGGGACUGCAGCAUGGGACAGCAACUCCAGGGACUCCUCCAUGGAAGCACGGCUACCCUCCCUUCUUACCUUUAGUUUGGGAGGGGGGGUAGCCGUGCUUCCAUGGAGGAGUCCCUGGAGUUGUUGUCCCAUGGGAAAUUACGUUUAUUCUUUUUAAUAUUUUUUAUUAAUUCCCCUAUUUCUUAAAUCUGAUUUUAUCCCACAUUAUUUUUAAUUAAAACAAUAAUUUAAAAAAAAAUAAAAAAUCAUAAAUUUACACCUUGCCCCCCCCCCCCACACAAACCCAGACAUAUACACACAGCACCCUCACCCACUCGGCAACCCUCAGACACACACAGCACCGUUAGACACAUACACAGAACACUAACAGCACCCUCAGACACACACACACUGCACCCUCACACACAGCACCCUCAGACACACAUAUCACCCUCAAACACAGCACACUCACACUAACAGCACACUUACCCACACAGCACUCACGCACACACAGCACGCUCAAACAGACAGCACGCUCACACACACAGCACACUCACAAACACAGCACAUUUAGAUACACACACAGCAUCCUCACACAGCACACUUACCCACACAGCGCCCUCAAACACACAGCACCCUCAGACACACACACACACACAUACAUAUAUAUAUAUAUAUAUAUAUAUAUAUAUAUAUAUCAUAAAAUAACCCUCAGUGAAUUAACAAAGAUAAUUAGACACAUAGAAUGUGAUAGUAAGAACAUCCUUACACACAUGCUGCACCCUUCACACACACAACACACUGCACCCUCACACACACAUGCUGCACACAGCACACCCAACACGCUGCACCCCUCACACACACAUGCUGCACACAACACACCCAACACGCUGUGACCCUCACACACACAUGCUGCACACAGCACACCUAACACACUGUGACCCUCACAUAUACAUAUAUAUUUGGAUGUAUAUAGAAUAUAUAUAUAUAUAUAUAUAUAUAUAUAUAUAUAUAUACUAUAGCACCCCUCACACUGCACCACUACACACAUUACACUCCAGGUACACGCUAGAUCCCUUACCCAACUCUGGAUCAUAUAAUCUACACAUACACACAGUAGAUCCCUAUAUACACUCUAAAUCCUCUACACACACACACACACACACACACACAAUCUCCUAUACACACUCUGUGUCCUUUACAUACUAGAUCCCCUACACACACACACACACACACACACACUGCAUCACCUACACACACUACAUUCCUGACAUACAAACUCUGGAUCCCCUAUGCAUACACUACAUUCCUUGUUAACAAACACAUGCUACAUUCUCUAAACACACACUCUCUACAACCCUUACACACACUACAGCCGGUAUGCACACACUCGCUACAUCCCCAAUACACACUAUACACACACUCUCUACAGGCCCUAGCACAAUACGUUUUCCUGGCCCUUUUGUCCUCUGGUAUCCCACUUACUGAGACACCAGAGACAAGUUAAAAGCAAACACAACGCAAGAAUGCUAUUACAUUUGCUUGCGUUGCGCAGAACAAAUACAGGGCCUUUUUCUCAUGCUAGAGCUCUUCAGCAGGGCUCUGCGCAUUGAACUAACAUAUCAGUUUGAGAGGGGGUGUGCUUGUCCUUAGUGAUGACAAAACACCCUUCUCACACACAGCACCCUUCUCACACACAGCACCCUUCUCACACACGGCACCCUUCUCACACACAGCACCCCUCACACACACACCCUUACAUCCUUACACACAAACACAUACACUACACACCUCAAUGCAGUAUAUAUGUGUGUAUUCAGCAGUCUUUAUGUGUUCAGCAGUGUGUGUGUGCGUGUGUAUUCAGCCGACUGCGUAUGUAUUCAGCCGACUGCGUGUGUAUUCAUCCAACUGCGUGUGUAUGUAUUUACCAGUGUGUGUGUGUAUUCAGCGGACUGUGUGUAUGUUUGUGUUUGUGUGUAUUUCACGGACUGUGUGUGUAUUUAGCAGUCUGUGUGUUUAUGUAUUAAGCAGUGGGUGUGUGAAUGUGUUCAGCUGUGUAUAUGCAUUGCAUUUGUUGGAGAUGCUAAUAAAUAUAAGCUUAAUUUUAUCUAUUAAUAUCAUUAUUUAAAAUUUGUAUAAUUGAACUUUCUGUUGUGUCUUUUAAAACAAAAGAUGUUAACUAGUUCAGACAACUGUACGAGUUGUUUUUUCAAAACUUAAAUCUCAGUAUUCAGGUUUUAUUGCCGUGUUGGCACUUUGAGGGAAAAAAAGUUGGCAUGUAUUGCGGUUUGGGCACUCUGGCUCACUUCGCCAUCACUGUCCUAGAGGAAGUUUCACUAGAAGAUUUUAUCUCACACAGUAAUCACAAAUUAAUUAUAAAAAUAUAAUUUUUUGUGACAAUAAUAAUAAAAAUAAUAUAUGUAACAUGCGUGACAAUCAGUGAAUAUUUAGGUAUAACAUAAGUAUAUAACAUGGCAGUGGUUUUAACACAAUAUAGACAGCUGAAAGAAACAGUUAUGUAUGCAACAGUUGUCAACAAAAUUAGGAUUUACGACAGGACACUUAACUUAGACAUCACUUCACAGAACACAACAGCACAACAUAAAGCAAUAAACACUUUGGCUGACAGUCAAAUCUCACUGAAUUAACUCUUUUACUGCUAGCUACAAUCCUCAUAGGCAAGAUAUCCUAUUAUAUUGCAAUAUUUAUGGCAACAAUAAUUCUCAUAUCAGGUCAUUCACCAUUCCUAAAUCCAUCCAACAAGAAUAAUUCUAACCAGAUUUUACGUUUGCAGAAAUGUAACUUUCCUAAUUAAAACUCACUAUUUCUAAAUUACAUAAGCUAAUAUAUUUGUAUAAUUGCCUUGUAUUCUAUUUUUAAAGUUAAAGUAAUAUAGAGUUCAUUGGUCCACCUGCAGGAAUGGAAUUAUAAAUUCUAUAUAGUAUUAAUGAAUCAUGACUCCUUAAUUGUUGGAUGCACCAGCUUUUAUUCAAGUAUAUUCUGCCUUUUAGUAAGAGCAAUUAAUUUAAUUUAAUGAAAUCAAAUAAAACUAGUAUAAUUACCAAUUAGGUUGUAAAUCAGAUGUGUAGGUAUGUCCCAGGAAUUUUGAAUGCAAGUAUGAUGAGAGAAUUGUAUGAAAAUGUAUAAAAGUUUUCAGUUCUGAAGUUGUGUUAGUUGAAAAGUAUAAAGAAUUAGGUGUGUCCAGCUUUGGAUCCAGAUGUCAGAUCUUAGCUGUUAGAUGUGAGUCCAAGAGAGUGUUUAGAGUGUCCCAGAGUCAGAAUGUGUCCUCUUUUCCCUUUGUCCUUAUUUUUUAAAGGGGGAAAAUGCUCUGCACGUCACUAGUUGAUAGGACCAAUAGGGAACUGUGGGUGUGUCUUCCCUAAAGACUAUCAUCUAGAUUUUGGUCAGUAGAUGGUGCAAUUACAUCACCAAAAAUUCUUGUCAGGGGUUCCAUUUACCUUUUUGUAUAAUGUGUUAACUGAAUUUGGUGAUGCUUUGACAUAAUUUUGUUAUCUUUUUAUGGCUACUAUUCGUCACAGAAGCUGUCAUCUUCAAAGCGUUUUCCCAGUCUGAGUGUCUGGCACAUACCUUUUAAAUUUAGCUUUCUGACAUGUCUAAACUCUUCUUCGCCUCUUCUUUACAAUGGAACUACAAAUGCUCUGUUACAUAUUUUUUUUAGAAAGUAAAAUUAAUUGCUUAGUGUUUUCUGUCAUUUGGUGUCUGGUUUUCUUGUGUGAAACUGUAAUUAAGAUUACACAUAUUCCACUAACAUUAGUACAUAAUAUGAUAUUUUUUCAUUAAAAUUAUAUUCAUGAAUAUUCUAUAUUAUUAACUUAGUACUAAUUAUAUAUGAUUAAUAUACUUAUAGUAAGUUAUAAGUGGAUAGUGUGUAUAUAUAGCAUUCAACCCCCCUUUUGCUUUAGACAUCAUUCCUUAGCUUUGGCUUUAUCUCUAAUAUUUACAUCAGUCGCAUUCCUUAGCUCAGACUUAAAUGCAUUGAGUUACUGAAAGAGAAAUUUGUGUCUAUCUUAGCAUUCUGUUACAAAAUUGAGUCACCUCUGUUCUGAGGGUGACUGGCAAUAUACAUUUGUAAUUUCUAUCUUAAAACAAAAUGUCUGCCAGUAUAAAUAUACUGACAGUGUAUCUAGGAGCAGACACAUCAGACAAGACAUAUCCUCCUUACCAUUGCUGGUCUCUGUUUGGAAUAAACUCCCACCAGCAAGGACAGCAAGAUCUCCAACUCGAAACCCAACGAGCAACACAAGAGAAUAUUAUUGUUAAAUCACUGACAGAUACAUUUCAGGAAAGGUCAAUAUUAAGAAGACACAUUAUGAGCUACAUUUUAAUCUUAAACAGGAAUUGAAUGAAGAAUCCAUCCCUUUGGUAAUGGAGGAAUAUUUGGGGGACACAAGUGAUCCUUUUGAAAUCCGAGACAGGUUCCUGGAUUUAUGUGGUGAUAUAGUGUUUGUUAUGCCAGCUCUCAAGACAGCGAAAUAUCACAGAGGUAGGUAACAAAGUAUCCUGGAGACACUGUGAAAUUGAUAAAACAGAUAAAUGUUCUCAAACCAAGAAUUUCCCUUGGCAAUCCGCAUACAGAAUGCAUACAAAGAAUGCUUCCAUUUCUUCUCAAUUUUUCCAAGUGCAAAGGACAGCAAUGAUUGACAGGGAGCUAAGAUGACGGCUCCUAGUUGUAGGAUACAGGUGAUGAUUUCUACAUUUAUUUCUAUUUUUUACAACUUAGAAAGCCUGAGCAGUGACAGUUCCCCUUUAAUAAAAGUAGAAGGGAAAUAGAGCACAAUUAGAGGCUACAGAUUGAUCAAAGUCAGAAUAGGAUCUUAUUCACAGGAGACAUCUGAAGAGCUGUCUGAAACCUUACCUCCAAUCAUAUGAUAUAAACUAUAUUAUUAUGCAUUUUUUUUACUUACAUUUCACAUGAUUAUUGCUUUUGUUUUCUCUCUGAAUAUGCCCUUUUUGUCAACUGCUAGAUUCUGGAUUUCCAGUCUAUUACUAUGAAUUUCAGCAUCGGCCAGCAGUCUAUAAGGAUAGAAAACCAGCAUAUGUUAAAUCAGAUCAUGGAGAUGACGCAUCGUAUGUUAUGGGAGGCGCGUUCUUAACUCGUGACAGCCUGUUCAACGGUAAAUAAUGCAUCUUUUCAAAAUGAUGCAGAACAUUUUUUGUUGUUGUUCUUGAAAGCUACUAUGAAAUUAAACAUUUUUUAAAAAAUAUUUUUGUAGUCAAUGCAACAGAGGAAGAAGAAAGGUUCAGCAAAACCAUUAUGAAAUAUUGGGCCAAUUUUGCUCGAAAUGGGUAAGAUUUGACUGUGUCCUUGUAUUUCCUUCAAUAUACAGUUUCAGAAUUUUUCUGAAUAAAGUAUGUAACAAUAUGUUAUGGAGUGGGCCUAAGAGGGUAAAGAGUUGGGAGAUUGAUAAUAAGGAUGAAAAGAGCAAAGUUAGUGUGAUUUACUGCUCCCAAAGAGUUAUUUGACUGAAAUAAAUCAGUCAUGAAAAUUUCACAACAAAUAGCAGGCUUAGGUCAGGGAUAUAGCUACAAGCAUAGUCAGAAUUAAGCGAAAAGGCCAGGCCAGGCAGCAAAGAAGAAUCAGAAAAGGCAGGUCACAACAGAGAAUCAGAGAGCAACCUAUCACAAGAGACCUAAAACAAAAUAUCUCAAAAAGGUGCAAAGGAGAUUGUGGUACCAUUUUAUAUUUAUUACUGCACACAGAAUAUCGUGUUGCUUUAGAAUUAGGAGGCUGAUAUCGGAGAGAGUUACAAGGAUGUGGGAACGGAGGCAAGCAGAGUAAGGACACCAUGUAUGCCAACUGAGAUGCAGGGUGACAGAAGAGAGGUGGGAAGGGGAUCCAAUACAGUAAAAAUAUUUGAAGAGUGCGUAAAACAGGAGAAAUAAUAAUAAUAAUCGUUAACAGCAUUUUUUUCAAUCAUCUACUGUAUGUCAUUUGUGUCAAAGAAUAGUUAUUGAUCAAACUGUUUUGGUCUUCUUACCUACAGAGAUCCCAAUGGACCAGGUCUCAAAAAAUGGCCACGAUAUCACGAAAACGAAGCUUACAUGCAACUUGCGUUGGAGCAGAAACCUACAGAAAAGUAUAAACCAGACAGGUUUGUUUUCUGGACCAAAACUCUUCCAGAGACCAUUCGAAAAAUGUCAAAGGAACAAAAUGAAGACCGUGAAGAACUGUAGAUUUGUCUAUCAGCUGUCACCCUUCUCCAUGGGAAAUUACAGAAAUCAUCAAGAGAGUCACUGCUAAGUAAUUCGAUUUCCAUUCAUCUUGCAUUUAACUCUACCACUGGCUCCCAAUUCAGUCCUUGAAGAUUCAGGAUUUAGGGAUUUGCCAGCUUUGUUGCCGUGGGGCCACUGACAAAACUUUGACCACUUCUAUCUUAGGUCUUGAGACAAGGUUGGACAAAAGUUGGUCUAUAACACACAUUCCUAAGCUUCCAAAUCUCUAUAUAACGACCAUCCACCAUAAACCGGCCAGGUACUCAGCUAUGGACUUGAUAUCAUCUCAUUGUUAAGAAAAAUAGAGAAGGUUGGAGGACUUCUCUCCAACUGGACAAUCUGAAGGAAACCAACACAACAUUGCACUGAAUUGGAUUAUUACACACAUUGCAUUGGGCAAGGAGAAAGAGAAAUAUGGUUACAUUUUCUCCCUUUCCACAUUCUAUUUUCUAAGACAGAGCGUAUAACUGUGAUUAACAGGAAGACAAGAUGGAGGCACCCAGUUCCAGAAUAGAUGGAUGGAUUCCGACCUUUCAUUUAAUCUUUAAGGCCUCACAAGCACAUAUUUGUUACAUAUAGGGUGUAAGUAAAUAUAAUGUAAAAAAUAAUGCUAAGUGACUGUUCCCAUGUCAAAGAGUCAUUAAAGUUUGAAAUACUGGUCUAUAACUUUUGUUAUAAACUUUACUCUAUUUUUAAUUAAUGCUUUACAUCCUUUAUGCCUCAAAAAUGUGAAUUUAGUAGCAGUAAUGUUUUUUUGAACUUUACUGUGCCUUCAACAAAAAGUACUUUAAAGGAAUGGUCUAAGCACCAUAACAACAACAGCUCGUUCACUCUCUGAGAGUGCCAGCUGAGAACUCUCAGCCAAUGGAAUUGCUCCUAUAUUUGCCUGUUUGAAUAGUGUUGAAUAGGGUCAUUCAUCUUCUGCAGGAGCAGACUGGAUGCUGGGUAGGCACUUGGGGAACCCAGGCAAGUUGGGAAAAAAAAGUCCUAAAGCCGUUUGACAAGUUACACUGGGAAGGCACAAGUGCACUUUAACUAAAGUGACAGGGGCACAUUAAAUGUCUGAUACUUUUUUGCAUAAUUGUUCCAUUGUCUACUUCCUGACAAGAUCCAUUCAUUUAGCCAGGAAUUGACUUGAAAAUUGCACAUACAUGUGAGAAUGCUAAGACAUAUUUUAAGUUCAGUUAUUUUGACAUACAAAUUGCAAUUCUCCACAAUUUCUUGGUUUAAUGAAUUACACUGAUUUGUUGAAGAAUUUUACCUGUGUCAACAAACUGUGAGAUGUACCAAUGCCUCUUCUUCAUUUUCGGAACUUUUCAUGUUACCUACCAGUUUGAUGUAUGAUGUACUUUAUUGGUCAGCAAGCAUUGCUUCCAACACCCACUGCCUCUGGGCGCUAACACGGUUUCUAUAGACGUGUUCUGUGUAAAUGUUUUAACAAACAAGAAGUCUACAGCAAUAAAGUUUUUUGUAUUAUUAAAGCAGUGCUGACACUUUAGGGGUCUUUGCAUAAAGACCAGCUCCACCAUCCAAGGUGACCAGGGCGGUGCAAGGUUUUUGCCACCCUAGGCAAAAAGUAAGUUUAGCCCCCUCCUCCCCAUUGACAAAUGCCCCACCCAUAUGAUCUGCCAUGUUAACUAGCGCCAGUGCUGCAGUGCCGCCAUGUUUACAUUAAAAGGCCUGCAGGGACAGGCUAUGGACACCAGAACCACUACAUUAAGCUGCAGUGGUUCUGGGGACUAUAGUGUUUCUUUAAUGUGAGGUAAAUUAGAGAUUAGUGCCACGAAUAAUAUACUAGAUUACCUACUUACAAGCAGAUGAGGAUGAUGAUGGGCUCUAGCUGCAGUCUGGCUCCACUGGUCUGGUGUAUAACAGGAUCUCUGGAGGCUGUUUGUAACUGUGGUCACACAAAUCAAUGUUCUGGGAGAGAGAAGCAGCUCCAUUUUUUGGGGCCCUUUACACAGCUCAAGGUCUGGGUCCCAGGGUCCACCUUCAUUUUCCACCAAUGAGUUUGUUCACAGGGGAUGGAGUGUGUAGGGAAUGUCCUGAUUUGUGUGUAAGGAAUGCAUUUUGUGAAUCUUUGUAUGUGUAAGGGCUGCAAGGUGUGUUUCUGUGUAUGUAAGGGAUGAAGUGUGUGAGUCUGUAAGGGGUGCAUUGAGUGUGUGUAAGGAAUGCAUUGUGUGUUUCUGUGUGUGUAAGGGAUGCAUUGUGUGUAAGGGUUGCAUUGCGUGUGUGUGUAAUGCAUUGUGUGUUUUUCUGUGUGCAAGGGUUCAUUGUCUUUGUGUGUAAGGGGUGCAUUGUGUGUGAUUGUGUGUGUGUGUGUGUGUGAUGGAUGUCAAUCUCUCCCCCCUCCCUUGUCACUCUCUUCUCCCCCCCUCCCUUGUUACUCUCAUUUCCCCUCCCUCCCCUGUCACUCCCCCCUCCCUGUCAAUUUCUCUCUCCCCGUCAAUUCCCCUCCCUGUCAAUGUCUCCCCCCGUUAGUUUCUUUCCCCCCCCACCUCCCUGUUAGUUUCUUUCUCCCCCCUCCCCUGUCAGUUUCUUUCUUCCCCCCUCCCCUCCCCUCCCUGUUUCUUUCUUCCCCCUCCCUGUUUCUUUCUUCCCCCUCCUUCCCUGUUUCCUUCUCCCCCUCCCUCCCUGUUUCCUUCUCCCCCCUCCCUCCCUCUUUUUCCCCCUCCCUCCGUUUCUUUCUUCCCCCUCCCUCCGUUUCCUUCUCCCCCCUCCCUCCUUCCCUGUUUCCUUCUCCCCCUCCCUCCCUGUUUCCUUCUCCCCCUCACUCCCUCUUUCUUCCCCCUCCCUCCCUGUUUCUUUCCCCUCCCUCCCUCCCUGUUUCUUUCUCCCCCCUCCCUCCCUGUUUCUUUCUCCCCCUCCCUCCCUGUUUCUUUCUCCCCCUCUCUCCCUCCCUGUUUCUUUCUCCUCCUCUCUCCCUCCCUGUUUCUUUCUCCUCCUCUCUCCCUCCCUGUUUCUUUCUCCUCCUCUCUCCCUCCCUGUUUCUUUCUCCCCCUCUCUCCCUCCCUGUUUCUUUCUCCUCCUCUCUCCCUCCCUCUGUUUCUUUCUUCUACCCCUCCCUCUUUUUUUUCUUCUCCCCCUCCCUCUCUCUCUGUUUCUUUCUUCUCCCCUCCCUCCUUCUCUGUUUUUUUCUUCUCUCCCACCCUCCCUCUCUGUUUCUUUCUUCUCCCCUCCCCUCCUGUUUCUUUCUUCUCCCCCCUCCCUCCCUCUCUUUUUCUUCUCCCCUCCCUCCCUCCCCUGUUUCUUUCUUCUCCCCCCUCCCUCCCUCUCUUUUUCUUCUCCCCCCUCCUCCCUCCCUGUUUCUUUCUUCUCCCCUCCCUCCCUCUCUUUUUUCUUCUCCCCUCCCUCCCUCUCUUUUUUAUUUCUUCUCCCCCCUUCCUCCCUCUUUCCUCCCCCUCCCUCCCCUACCUGUGUGGUAGUGUGGCCGAGCCCUCUAUUGGUCCGACCGGUACAGGGAGCUGUUGUUUCCUGUACCCGGCCGGACUAACAGGAAGUGAACACUCAGUGUUCACUUCCUGUUAGUCCGGCCGGGUACAGGAGACAGCUGCUCUCUGUACCGGUCGGACCAAUAGAGGGCUCGGCCACGCUACAGAGAGGGAGCUGUCAGGAGAGAGCGCUGAGCGCUUCCCUCCUGUCAGCCUCUCCUCAGGCUGCGCCCGGGCGGUGCGGUCCGCCCUCAUGGACGCACCGCCCGGGCAAAGCUGCAGCCGCCUGAGGCUCUCUACAGAGGGCUCGGGCGGCUGCAGCAUGAGCGGGGCCGGCGCUCCUGGCGGCGCCCCCUCCCAAGGGGCGCCCUAGGCGGCUGCCUAGUCCGCCUUACAGGUAGCGCCGGCCCUGAAGGUGACAUAUCUGCUCAAUCAGCAACGGCCUCGGGCAGAAGCUAAAGUGAGAUAUACUUACAUACUUACAUAAUUACAUAGCUGAAAAGAGACUUGCGUCCAUCAAGUCCAGCCUUCCUCACAUUUGUUUUCUGCUGUUGAUCCAAAAGAAGGCAAAAAACCCAGGUUGAAGCACUUCCAAUUUUGCAACAAGCUAGGAAAAAAAUUCCUUCUUGACCCCAGAAUGGCAGUCAGAUCUAUCCUUGGAUCAAGCAGUUAUUACCCUACAUUGAAAGUCUCUGAUAAAGCCACUUCUUCAGGCAGAGAAUUCCACAUCCAUAUUGUUUUUACAGUAAAAAAAAAAUUUCCUUUGAAACUUACCAGUGAUUUAUAAAGAGGCAAAAUGAUAUUCUCGUCCCGAGAAUGAAUGCCUUUUUUCAUGCAUGACAAUUCCUUACUGGCCUUGGCCACUGCGGAUUGACAUUGCACAUUGUUGCAUAGUUUGUUGUCUAUAACAAUUCCCAAGUCCUUUUCGUGUGUUGUUAUCCCUAAUUCGCUUCCAUUAAGGGUAUACGUUGCUUGUGUAUUCUUUACGCCGAAGUGCAUAACUUUGCAUUUUUCAACAUUAAAUUUCAUCUGCAAUCUAGUCCCCCAGUGUAUCUAAAUCCCUCUGCAGCAAAGUAAUAUCUUGCUCACAUUGUAUUAUUUUACAGAGUUUUGUGUCAUCUGCAAACACUGAAACAUGACUUUCUAUGCUGUCUUCGAGAUCAUUUAUAAACAUGGUAAAUAGAAGGGGUCCCAGAACAGACCCUUGAGGGACGCCACUUGCCACCUCUGUCCAGCUUGAAAAUUUACCAUUAAUGACAACUCUUUGUACUCUGUUUUUAAGCCAAUGUUCUACCCAAGAAUAAGCAUUUAUAUCUAGACCGAUUUCCUUGAGUUUGAACACUAAUCUAUUGCGUGGAACUGUAUCAAAUGCUUUGGCAAAAUCCAAAUAGAUCACAUCCACUUCAACACCCUGAUCUAUACUUCUACUUACUUCUUCGUAGAACGCAAUCAAGUUAGUUUGACAUGACCUGUGCUUCAUAAAACCGUGCUGAUUUUUGCUGAUAACCAUGUUCUUCUCAAGGAAUUCUUGAAUAUUAUCCCUUAAUAACCUUUCAAAUAUUUUACCAGCCACAGAAGUUAAGCUCACAGGUAUAUAAUUUCCAGGCAAGGAUUUUGAACCCUUUUUGAAUAUAGGAACCACAUCUGCCUUCCUCCAAUCCUCCGGAAAACACUGCCUGAAAGAAAAGAAUCUUGAAAGAUUAAAAACAGAGGUUCACUUAUUACUACACUUAGUUCCUUAAGUACUCGUGGAUGAAUACCAUCAGGCCCUGGAGCUUUGUUACCCUGAAGCUCUAACUCGUACGCACCACCAUCUCGUUUUUCUGUCCUUAUCUCCUGGAGCUUCAUUUGCCAGGAACCCACAUCAACUUCAGAAUGAGGGUUCCAUAAUAGAAUUUCUUGAGAAUCAAGAUAGACGGCAUAACCUCAGCCUUUUUGUCAAGUUUUGUCUACCUUGAAAAUCUUCAAAGAACAAAGUGGUGGUUACUUUGUCUUCCAAUAUCUUGUGAUUGUGUUGGAAUUUCAGUGAAGAACCAGCACAAUCAAUAUGAGUAUUUGAAAUAAAUGCUAAAAACAAAUGAAAGAGUUGAUUUAAAAACAAGCUGCAGCCUUUAUAGGACUCCUUACUCCUAGGUGGCAGCAGUACACUAAAUGCAUCACUUUUGUCCGUGGAAAAUGUAUAUAAAGCCCGUAACCCCACUUUCUUAGAGAAUGAGAGUUUAGUGACUCUUCUAACCCUCGCGGGCAUCUUCUGCACUUAUAGGAAUACUCCAAACCUCUUAAUCAGUAUGGUCCCCUGUAGUGGUUAUGCUGUCAGAAGUGCCCCAGUGCUGAGAAUUUACCUGUGUCCCGCUAGACAAGAUACUUAUUGAUAUAUGUCCUCCGACCUCAAGUCCUCAAAGAUUGUAAGGUUGUUUUGAGCAGGGCCCUUUUUACCUCUAAAUAUCUCCAUUCUAUAAUUUUAAAACACUGUUGAAUAUGUGCUAUACAAUUAAUAGUAAUAAUAGUGAAGUAGUCUUGGUGCAGUGGUGCUGUAGUUUUAACCCUGCAAUGAAAAGCGUUGCAAAUUUGAACUUCCUCAAUUGAUUGAAAUUCAGUCCUGAAAUAAAAUGCUGCUCAAGUCUUUGGAGGCACUGCAAACAAGGUGAUAUGUUUAAUUGAACUUUAAUUUUCAGGUGUGUGGUCAGUGCUCACAGUGAUAGCAUGCAACCUGUAGUCCCAUAAAAAUAUUAUUUUUAUAGGUCCCCUUUAACUCUCCAACUGGAGGAUUUGUAAAAGGGAUUCCCAGGAACCAUCUAAUCUGUCCCUUUAAAGGGACACUAUAGCCACCUGAACAACUUUAGCUUAAUUAAGCAGUUUUGGUGUAUAGAACAUGCCCCUGCAGCCUCACUGCUCAAUCCUCUGCCAUUUAGAAGUUAAAUCCCUUUGUUUAUGAACCCUAUUCACACCUCCCUGCAUGUGACUUGCACAGCCUUCCAUAAACACUUCCUGUAAAGAGAGCCCUAUUUAGGCUUUCUUAAUUGCAAGUUCUGUUUAAUUUAGAUUUUCUUAUCCCCUGCUAUGUUAAUAGCUUGCUGUACCCAUGCAAGAGCCUCCUGUAUAUGAUUAAAGUUCAAUUUAAAGAUUGAUAUACAAUUAUAUAAGGUAAAUUUCAUCUGUUUGAAAGUAAAACCAGUUUUUUUUUUUCAUGCAGGCUCUGUCAAUCAUAGCCAGGGGAGGUGUGGCUAGGGCUGCAUAAACAGAAACAAAGUGAUUUAACACAUAAAUGACAGUGAAUUGAGCAGUGAAAUUGCAGGGGAAUGAUGUAUACACUAAAACUGCUUUAUUUAGCUAAAGUAAUUUAGGUGACUAUAGUGUUCCUUUAACAUUUGUUUUGCCAGAAGUUUUCCAUAAUUUGUUACAUGACGAUAUCAAAUAUUAAAAUUAAGCCAAGACUUUGAGUAAAGGGAUCAUUUUCUUAAAAUAUUGCAAUAUUUUAUUGAUGGCAUGGAAUUAGGACGGGUGGAAGAGCCUUCAGGAGGUCGUUGAUAAUCAAGCAACUUGCGUCACUGACGGCGCUCAUAAUAGAGAGCACUGCCUCCGCCCAGAAACUGGGUGGGCACGUCCACUGGAUCAAGCAUUCCAUUCUGACAGACAGCUUCCUGGCCGGCCCUCGCCAGAAAGAACAUUGCAGCACAGUGUGUGUGUGUCUAAUGAUGAGCUUGCGCUGUGCUGGCCGAGGACAGUUCCCUGUUGUACCUGGAUGCUGGACACUAGGAAACUAGACCCGGACAGUGGAAAAUCACCCUAAAGCAGGGCCUGUACCACAAUAGCUGGACAGUUGGGAGGCCUUCUGAUGGACCUCCAAGCGGAAAUGCUGACUAUAUAUAGCAGAAGGAGAACACUGACAUUACAUUGCACAAAAAACAGGUAACAAUCUGGGGCAAACCUCUAAAUAAGGAGAAAUUACCAUGGAAACCAAAAGAAUGUCUAAAAAGGGACACUACAGUCACCCAGAGGGAGGGAAGUCACCAGCGCAGAGGGAAGCCGGCACUGGAUUAAGGUAAGUGGCUGAAGGGGUUUUAACCCCUUCAGCCCAGUGGGAGGGGGACCCUGAGAGUGGGCGGGACCUAUGGGUUAUAUAGUGUCAGGAAAAUAAGUUUGUUUUCCUGACACUAUAGUGAUCCUUUAAUAUAUAAUACUUUGCCCCAAAACAGCACUGGAUUUGCUCUAAUAAAGUCCCCCCUUUCCAAAAGCAAAUAUAAACGUAACAUAAAUAAAUCCUACUGAAAUAAGUCCCAGAUAUCUUUGCAUGACAUUUCAUUUUGACCCCAAGUUUAGAUCAAUACGUAACAAAGAAUGAAGAUCUAGGGGAAAGCUCGCUGGUAUACAUAACUCUCUGUGUGCAAAGCAUAGUAACACGCACCAUUCCUUAUAAAUAAUACAAGUUGUGUUCAGUUUUAGUCCCCACAUUAAAUCGUUCUUCUUUUUUUUGUUGUUGACUGUUUAGUAGAUACCCCAAAGAAAGCAUGCGUGUAUUUUUUUUCUUUGUCAUUGACAGACUGCUGUGCAGCCGCUGCAGAGCUCUAGCAUUCUUCUCAAAGAACUACCUAUCUGUAACAAUAUACCUACAUUAUUCCAUUCACCUUAGAAAGCUGUACAUUCUGAAAACAGGAAGGACAGGUCUUGAAACGCCAAAAAGACAAAUAAAUCAAUUUGUUCUUUUUAUGGUAUUGCCAGGGCCGGACUUGGAAUACAAAGCUGUUCUGGAAAAAUUAUUAAUAAGGCCGAAACAUCAUAUGCAUUAAAGUUGUGUUGGUGCCGGGACAGACACUGACAGAUUUAUACAAAAUACCCAACAGAUGGAAAAUUUUACCAAAUAAAGUGAGAGGUGACUAUGCGUUGACCUGUAUUCUCAGGACUGUUUAUACCUAAAUAUUUUCAAGAAGAGAAGCUGUUUUUACCCCUCCAGGUGAGCAAAGAAAUACCCGUUAGAAGAAUUACAACUAAAGUGGAGAUUCUCAUUCAGCUUUAGUUAUGUCAAGUUUGUAAAACUAUUCAGCCAAUGAGAACUUCUGAUUUAGUCACAUCAUGAAGACUGGAGCAGCGCGAGUGCCUGCGGGGCCCAGAGAGAGGGCUUGGUUAUAAUCUUGCCGUUACUUUUUACCAACCAGUCACCAGCUUUUACUCAAAAGUGCCUGUCGCUACUGUUACCAAGUAACAACUGUUUACCGACGGCAAAAAUUUCCCAGUGGCAAAAAAGGGAUUUACCAGCUGUGGCGGACCACCAGAGUAUCGCCGCCGCAGAUUCCCUUUCCCAGUGUGAAGAAGCUCUGUCCAACCGCUGAAGUGAUUAUAACUGGUAUAGCCUCCCCCCCAUACAUUAGUUGAGACUUAAUGUUGGGAGUUGUUCUGGCUUAUUUGGCCAAAGCAUACAGUAUUUAUACACAGACCCUCAGUAUGGGGCCUCCAUAUAGAAUAACAUAAAUUCCUCCCAGGCAUCUCUGUGUUUGGGAGAUAAUUGAGUCAAAAGCCUUGUGAUUUAUUUAUCUCCCAAUUACAGGGAUACAUACAGAUUUUACACAAAACACUCCAAAGCCCGAUUACAUCCACACAGGAACCCCACAUAUCCUAUAUCCCUGGAUAGACUGGAUCCGAGCACCCAAGUUGUCCAAAUUGCGUUCAGAUCCGUUUGGUGUAGUGGAAUAGCCACCGGUCAAUGUUCGGGAGCUCCUGUGCGAAACGACCAAAUGUCUCCCCUGCGUCUUAGGUAGAGGAUGUUCCUCGUAGGUCACCAAAUCUUUUUCCCGCUCUCCUGGCUUGCCUGUAAGUGAAGCAGGCAGCGGUACAAGUUCGCCGGGAUUCGUGAGUUGUAAAGUCCGAAUCUAGCUCCAUGCGCUCAACGACAAAGUACCACUGCAAGUGUUCGGCAGGCAAGAUGGAGAGCACCUGAGUUAACGACCUUCUUUGAAGUUAAUGAGCCAGGGGGUGUCUGGAGCUCGGGAGUAUAAAAGGAGAACAUGAAUAUCCGUUCGGGAAACGAACAGGGGGUAUGGAUACGAAUGAACAAGGGAACUAAUACAAGUAAUGGGGUAUUAGGUCACACCAGCUGCCAAUAAUUAAAGGACCACUACAGGCACUAUUACCCCUUCUUGGGACUGAAAAUGUUAUGUUGCUAGGAGGUCCCAGGUGCCAGUUUAUCUAAAGUGGUAAAGCCAUUAGCAAAUGGUUUAACUCCAAAGUCUUCAAGCCGGCACUCUCACGCCCGUUUGCAUUGUAGGGCGAAUAUGGACGUUCAGGGAGUGUGUAGCAGGGCUCAAAAGCGGCUCUCUAAUUAGGCAGUUUAGGUGGCCACCUAAGGCCUUGCACUGGCUGGGGCCUCGCGGCCGUCUAAACUGCCUGAGGGCAGACUGUGUUGGGUCCUCGGUCAGUGACUGAGGACCCGACACCAGGAGGGGGACCGGCAGCUUGCCCAAUAUGCCGCCGGAUGCGAGGCCCCUCCUGUCUGCCCAGCCACCAGUGAGCAGAGCUGCAGACAAUGUGUCUCGCGGAAACUGGCCAAUCAGAGCGCUGCCGCGGGUUACCACGGCAACGCUUUGACAGGUCUUGCGAGAUACAUAGUCUGACCGGAAGUAAUGGCCACCGGACCACCAGGGAGCCCACCGGACCACAAGGGUUAAAUUAAGGUAUGUGGUACCCCCUCCCUCUAACAUUACACCAACACCUCCCCUCCCUCAGCAUCACCCCCUCACUCAGCAUCACCCUCCCUCACCAUAACCCCCCUUAGCAUCACCCCCACCAUCAAUCCCCCUCCCUCACCUUCACCACCCCUCACCAUCAACAUCAACCCCCCUCCCUCACCAUCACCAUCAACCCCCCCUCCCUCAGCAUCACCCCCCUCACCAUCACCCCCCACCAUCAACCCCCCCUCCCUCAGCAUCAGCCCCCUUCCUCACCAUCAACCUCCCUCCCUCAUCAUCACCACCGACCCCCCCUCCACUCCAUCACCCCUCCCCCCCACCCAUCACCUUCCUUUCUCACCAUCACCUCCCCUCUCCCUGUCACCAUCACCCCAAUCCCUGUCAAGAUCACCCCCUCUACUCUCACCAUCACCCCCUCUCAGCAUCACCCCCUCCCUCUCAGCCCCCUCUUGCCAUCACCCCUCUCUCCCCAUGACCUCCCUCUCAUCAUCCUACUCUCCCUCCCUCUCACCAUCACCCCCUCACACACACAGCUUCCCCAGACACACUGUCACCUCCCCACACAUUGUCACCCCCCACACUGUCAGCCUCUUCAUGCAUCCACACUCAAUUAACCACUCCUAAUCCUGUUAAUCUCACCCCUCCAAACUCACCUGCCUUCAAUCUGCUACACUCACCCUGUCACAUUAACCCACCUUAAUCCUGUCACACUCGUCCCUCCUACCAUGCCACAAUUGUCCUGACACACUUACCUUCACUCGCCCUGCCACACUCCCUCAUCACCUGUCCCUCGUUCCCUUUCACACCCCCCUGUCCAUUUACCCCCUUCGCCCUGUCACGCUCUCCCUGUCACUGGUACCCCUUUACUUACCUUGUCACAGUCACCAGCUGAAGACAUUCAUCAUACACACACAGUAAAGAAACAUAGUUUUGCCAUAAACAAAAUGCACAAAGGCUACUGGCUAAUUUUUUCAAAGAAUCUCAUCCAGCAAACCAUUUUAGAAUAGGUGUUUCAGAUCAUGGCCCUCAUCUCAUAGAGACUAUCCGCGAGCAAAAUGGAUACAUUUAAAUAAGAUAUGUCACUAAACUCCACAAUCUGUAUCAUUCAUUAUGUCCCUUUGUUUUCCAGUGUUAACUUAACUAUAUACAGGGAGUGCAGAAUUAUUAGGCAAGUUGUAUUUUUGAGGAUUAAUUUUAUUAUUGAACAACAACCAUGUUCUCAAUGAACCCAAAAACUCAUUAAUAUCAAAGCUGAAUAUUUUUGGAAGUAGUUUUUAGUUUGUUUUUAGUUUUAGCUAUGUUAGGAGGAUAUCUGUGUGUGCAGGUGACUAUUACUGUGCAUAAUUAUUAGGCAACUUAACAAAAAACAAAUAUAUACCCAUUUCAAUAAUUUAUUAUUACCAGUGAAACCAAUAUAACAUCUCAACAUUCACAAAUAUACAUUUCUGACAUUCAAAAACAAAACAAAAACAAAUCAGUGACCAAUAUAGCCACCUUUCUUUGCAAGGACACUCAAAAGCCUGCCAUCCAUGGAUUCUGUCAGUGUUUUGAUCUGUUCACCAUCAACAUUGCGUGCAGCAGCAACCACAGCCUCCCAGACACUGUUCAGAGAGGUGUACUGUUUUCCCUCCUUGUAAAUCUCACAUUUGAUGAUGGACCACAGGUUCUCAAUGGGGUUCAGAUCAGGUGAACAAGGAGGCCAUGUCAUUAGAUUUUCUUCUUCUAUACCCUUUCUUGCCAGCCACGCUGUGGAGUACUUGGACGCGUGUGAUGGAGCAUUGUCCUGCAUGAAAAUCAUGUUUUCUUGAAGGAUGCAGACUUCUUCCUGUACCACUGCUUGAAGAAGGUGUCUUCCAGGAACUGGCAGUAGGACUGGGAGUUGAGCUUGACUCCAUCCUCGACCCGAAAAGGCCCCACAAGCUCAUCUUUGAUGAUACCAGCCCAAACCAGUACUCCACCUCCACCUUGCUGGCGUCUGAGUCGGACUGGAGCUCUCUGCCCUUUACCAAUCCAGCCACGGGCCCAUCCAUCUGGCCCAUCAAGACUCACUCAUUUCAUCAGUCCAUAAAACCUUAGAAAAAUCAGUCUUGAGAUAUUUCUUGGCCCAGUCUUGACGUUUCAGCUUGUGUGUCUUGUUCAGUGGUGGUCGUCUUUCAGCCUUUCUUACCUUGGCCAUGUCUCUGAGUAUUGCACACCUUGUGCUUUUGGGCACUCAGUGAUGUUGCAGCUCUGAAAUAUGGCCAAACUGGUGGCAAGUGGCAUCGUGGCAGCUGCACGCUUGACUUUUCUCAGUUCAUGGGCAGUUAUUUUGCGCCUUGGUUUUUCCACACGCUUCUUGCGACCCUGUUGACUAUUUUGAAUGAAACGCUUGAUUGUUCGAUGAUCACGCUUCAGAAGCUUUGCAAUUUUAAGAGUGCUGCAUCCCUCUGCAAGAUAUCUCACUAUUUUUGACUUUUCUGAGCCUGUCAAGUCCUUCUUUUGACCCAUUUUGCCAAAGGAAAGGAAGUUGCCUAAUAAUUAUGCACACCUGAUAUAGGGUGUUGAUGUCAUUAGACCACACCCCUUCUCAUUACAGAGAUGCACAUCACCUAAUAUGCUUAAUUGGUAGUAGGCUUUCGAGCCUAUACAGCUUGGAGUAAGACAACAUGCAUAAAGAGGAUGAUGUGGUCAAAAUACUCAUUUGCCUAAUAAUUCUGCACUCCCUGUAUAAUUGCAUUGUAUUGUCUACCUACAAACAAUAAAAAUGUUGUUCUGGUAAAAUAUUUUACAACUUUUUAUCUAUAUAAUGCAAUAAGAAUUGAGGAUCACUUUUAUCCCAUUUUUUUAAAUUAUCCCAAUUGGGUGCACAACAUGAUGAAAACAGCUGGGUCCUCCAUCUUUUAAUUAAAUACCCCUUGACUGCUGAGCCAGUGAUAAGAUAUCCAAUGUUCACAACCCCCUUUUGUUAACCACACAGUCUCUUUUAUGGUUAAGGACAUUGGCCACAACUUUAUUGAGUGCCAUAGACCAUACAAUUAACCAAUAACUUUAUUACAAAAUGUCAUCCUGCCUCAGGCCUUUCCAAUUUGUCCAGGAGUUAUCUUUCCUAUAUACGCAGCAUUACAAAUGUUGGAAAUGAACCCUGGAUGUUCUUAUGUGUUGUAUGAUCACACUGAUCUUUCACUCUCCCUGUUUCCUUCUUCUUUCUCAGUUCUGGGGACAAUGAAGCACCAGGGAAUUAUGGGUUUUUGGAUCAAAUAGCAGUUCUUCAAUGGGUACAAGGAAACAUUGAGGAUUUUGGAGGGAACCCACAGUCUGUCACCAUAUUUGGGCAAUCAUCCGCCGGUGGUAUUAGUGUUUCUGCUCUGGUGAGUGUUCUCUGAUUACUGGUAUCCAGCCGCACACCCACAGGUAAAACAAUGAUCUUGUAAUGGUAUGUGAUCAUUCUUCUCUCCCUGUCUGUAUGCUAUUUGGUGACUUAUGGUGUGAGGAGGUCCCCGGGUGCCAGCUUACCUCAUUGGGUUAAACCACUUGGGGUAUGCUCUAAUCCUAUCAGUAUUUAUCCAUUCACAAAACCGCUAGUUAAAAAUAAGCACGUUUCUCAAGCCGUUUUGUGAAUUAUAAGCUACAAAUGGGUUGACAGUGUCAGCUGAUGCUCUCAACCUAUCCAAAGUUCCCAGUCUGAGGCUUCCUAUUUUCAAGCCUUGGACAGCGGUGGAUAUUUGUGGGCAAAGCGUUUGGGGUUCCAGAUUCAAGAGUUGGAGGUUCUACGCUUCAUUAACAUAUAAUCCGGUGUAUUACUACUGGCUAUAUGUGGGAAUUGAUAUGUGCCUUCCACUUGCAAAAUAAAACUCUAACUUCAUGCCAUAGGAUUUAUCCAGUAGCAGCAGGGCCAAAACAAGAGAUCUGUUAUAACUCUGCUGUUGGAUCAAUAUAUUUCUUUUUUUCUUAUGUAUACAGCAGAUCAGGCAAAUCUCCCUUUGUUCUAUCAGGAAUAUAACUUAAACCCUUAAGGACACAUGACAUGUGUGACAUGUCAUGAUUCCCUUUUAUUCCAGAAGUUUGGUCCUUAAGGGGUUAAAGAGCAUGAAAUCCUCCAGAGAAAUGUCUCUGAUUGUAUCAAAGUGAACAAAAAAAAUGACAAUUCAGUAGGAAGAGGUAUCCUUGAUUGAUUACCACGUAGGUAUGGUUUUUGUUUUUCAGCUUAUUGGCAAUAUUUCCGGCUGUGGUCCUGUAUCAGUAGUGGCUUGCUUGAGAAGGAAAAGUGAAGAAGACAUUCUUAUGAUAUCCGCAGUAUGACAAAGGAUAAUCGUGUUCUCCACAAAGAAUGCUUGUCAAGAAUUUAUCAUGGUUGAGCCAGUUGGACAUCCCUUAAUGGGGAUAUGUCAUUUUACUUUUAUGUACACUCUCCUUUCUCCAACACAAUGAAUGCUGUGCAAAAUUUACUGCAGUGUCUCUGGGGGCAGAUUUGUCCACAUUCCAUAACACACAGUCAUUCCUUCCAUUCACACACAAAACAUUGGAACCCAAGGUAAUUUGUGUCUUGACAGUCAGACGUGGAUGUAAUUUCAAAAAACCUAAACUUGUUUUAUAAAAAAUACUAGACGUAUUACUAAAAAUAGGUAUUUAGAAAAAUUUGACAUUAGCUUAAGGUUUUUUAAAAGCUAAUCCAGACACGGACACCUUGCUCAUUAUAUCUAGAGGGGUAUUAGCCACAUAUCUCUGAAGCCCAGUGAAUUGUGGAACAAGUAUCUGCGUUGGGGUCAUUAGCCCAAUUGAAGGUGAACCCAUUCAGCCACAGGUGUCUUACAGACCAAAAAUAUUCAGUUAUUUUAUUACUUUUUUUAAAUUAAUUUUAUUGCCCUGUAACUACAAUCCUGACUAGUAUCCAACUCCCUGCUCAUGAAAAACAUCCCUGUGACAUGACUUGAUCACCACCUUGGUUAGUGAUUCUGUUUUAAGGGAGAUGAGAAGUUUGGACUUUUCAGACCAAAUAAGGUUUGCUCUGUCUCCAGAAUGCUUUUAUUUUUUUGCAAACUCCAAUGGGAUUUGAUAUGGGAUUGUGUUUUGGAUAAUGACACUCAGAUUUGAGGUUUCUAGACCUGGUUGUGCAGUGACACUCCUGUUGGUUUCUGAGGGUAGAUAAGAGAACUAUCUCUAUCUUGUGUCUUCUUCUUAAUACCGCAGGACCACCCAUUAUUCACAACAGGGGAGGGAGGGGGGUAUGAAUGGGAAGGAAUGUGGCUGUAUGCAGAUGAAGUUGGAUAUGGGUAUAUGAAAAUGAGCUGGGAGAGGGAUGUAAAAUGUGGUAUAUGAACACUGGAUUAAGUGGGGCUUGACUGGCUACAAUUUGAUACAAAUGCCAUAAUAAUUUCUGUCUGUACAGGGAAUAAUGGCUGUACCUGCAUGUGUUGAUGGUGUAUUUCUUCCUAAAUUUGUCAAUUUGUCAAUUAUUUAAUAUUCUUGGAUGAACUUUUUAAAUGGUUUAAAAAUUUGGAAAAAUAUCUUCAAACUUUUUUUUAUAUAUAUAUAUUGGGGGAAAAAAGCAUAUUUUAUAUACAAUAUUAAAUCAAAAGCUUAUCCGAAAAAAAAAAAUGAAUCUAGGCCAUAAUUCAGUUAAAAUACCACAAAUAAUCCAAGGCAGCCUAUGUAAUAAAUGUCUGAAGUUCAUUGAGUAAAUCCAAACAAACUAUUAUAAAAUAAAGAUUUAUUCAGGAAAAAAAGGGACAGAAAUCAUGGAUGAAGGACUUGGACAGGUAAAGUAUCUCUGAGGUUCAAACAAACCAGAUGGAUCAAACCUUGAGGCAAAUAAAGGGCAGGUUUUGUAAAAUACAGUGUAGGUCUAGAAAUGGGACAGAAAUAGAAAUCUGUUAAAAAAUGAUUUGUUUGUCACGGAUGGACUGUAUAAUAUUAUAAAUAUUAGACCAGUAAUAGUAUAUUUGUCUGAAAUUUGGUUUAUUUUUCUUAAAUUGAUUUUGGUUUAGUACAUGUGGAAUUUUGGUUUGUAUUAAUUUUAUCCACACAAUAAUUCCGGGGGGAAAAUUAUUCAGACAAAAUGGAAUAUAAAUUGGCCAAUUAGUGAAUUGCAAAAUAUAUACAUAAUAGAAAUAUUAUUUCAAAAUAACUAAACUAUUAUAAUAUGUAAUAAUGGCCUUUUUAUUGUACGAACAUAAUAUAUAAAUUACAAACUUUAGAGCGGUAUCUUCCCUUCCUCAGGCCUGAAGCAAAUAAAGGAGGUGCUUUACUAAAAUGAGCUUUAAUAUACAUAAAUCAUUUAUGUAUUUAUUGUACUGCUUCUCCUUGUUUCUGCCCUAAUGGUAACUUACCAACUGACUUGAUCUAUUAACCAAAUGGUGCAAAAAUUCAUUUGUUUUUUAUUAUUGAAUCUGUAAAUAAAAUUAACAUUUAGUUCCUGUCCCCUAACCAUCUCUCAUCUAUCUAUCUAUAUGUAUGGGAAGCAAAAUCUAAAUAGGUUAUGGUGGGGAAAAAUUGUGAUUGAAAACCCCUUCCACCUGAAGUAUGUGGAUAGUUAAUACAAUGCUAAACAAAAAUCUGCACACCAGUCAAGCCAUAAGACUUGCUUUUCCCACAGAAAUCCCAAAUCAGCAGUGAUGUUACAACCGCAAAGGAUUCUGGGUGGGCAUAUGCAAAUUAGUUUAACAAAGAAUCACAUUUUUGCCUCAUUCCAUUUUAAACAUGGAUUCCUUUUAAUUUGUGUUUGCAAUAUACAACUGCUUGGAACACAAUUUAGGAUAAGAUGCAAAACCAGUGAACCACUCAUGGACAGCUGUUUCGUUGUUAAUGCAACUCUUCAGCAUGAGGUUGGUUACUGGUUUGCUAAUUGAGGCUUGGUAGUGCUUGGGAAGCAAAAUCUAAAUAGGUUAUGGUGGGGAAAAAUUGUGAUUUCUGUGGGAAAAGCAAGUCUUAUGGCUUGACUGGUGUGCAGAUUUUUGUUUAGCAUUGUAUUAACUAUCUAUAUGUAUGUAUGUAUGUACUUAUUUAUUUUGUGCCACAGACAGAACUCAACAAACGGUGUGUCCAACGGCCAAUUAGUUUGUUUCAAGAUUUGGCCAUAUCGUGAUUCAGAGAUCAGAUUUUCAGACAAAUUGAUGGCCAAAUUCAAACAAACUGCUAUUUCUUUGAAAAUGAAUGUGCAGGCGUAAUACAUAUUAGAAUUGUCAGGGUUAAUAGAAGACAUGGGGUAAAUCAAACAAAAAUAAACUACAAUUAGAGAUCCGCAUUCUGGCCAUACAACACAAGAGAUAAACAGAAUGUUGUUUUAUACCUUCCAAGGCAACUAGAGCCUGAUCAUUAAUUGUUAUUGUACUAUUACCAGGGGAUGAACAUCAGUGGUUUAGUCGAAGGAAUGGAUAAAGACGCAGUUCAGUCAUUCCUGAAAUCCUUUCCCAUCCUGGUAAGUUAAAUUUUCUGUAUUGAUACACUUUCCAAUAUGUUUAUCUAGGAGUGGUAACAUUGCACGAGACCUCUCCUCCUUACCAUUGCUGUUUUCUGUCUGAAAUAAAGGGACACACAAGAGACACUCCAGGCACCCAGACCACUUCUGCCCAUUUGAGUGGUCUGGGUGCCAACUCCCACUACCCUUAACCCUGCAAGUGUAAUUAUUGCAGUUUUUAUAAACUGCAAUAAUUACCUUGCAGAGUUAACUUCUCCACUAGCGGGCACUCCCGGGUUUAUAGCACAGAUUUUCAGUGCUAUAGCGUCGCUGGAUGUCCUCUCGCUAUGUGAGGACCUCCAGCGUCUCUAAAAUCCCCAUAGGAAAGCAUUGAAAGAAGGGGUUUUAACCCAUUCAGCAACCUGGGAUGGGGGGUGGGAGGGAGAGGGGACCUGCAGUGCCAGGAAAACGGUUUGUUUUCCUGGCACUGGAGAGUCCCUUUAACAAGGAACACGAGAAAAUAUUAUUGUUAAAGAGACACUCCACUACCCAAAUACAAUAAAAAUCGCUGUUUAGUAGAUAAACCACAAAUGUAAACAUGCAUGUAUUUAGCAAUGCAUUUUUAAUUGGGGUUAUAGCUAAAAGCAACUUGCAGAAGCCGCAGUUCUCUUGUCUGCAGCCUUUGCAAGUCCUCCCAUUUUAACCCCACCCAUACUUUCUGUGGCUGUACAAUCACAGACUUCCCAAUGCAGCUCAAUGAGAAGUCUUUGCAAGGCAGGUGAUCUGGACAAUAGCUGUGUUACAGUUGCCUCCAGGCAAGCUGAGAGUUGGACCGUAGAAAGAAUGCUCCUAGCACUCACCAAAGGACCAUCCGCACGAUGGAAAUUGGCUUCACACUCCACUUGUGUGUGGUCCGCCUGUUUGGUAAUUUGUUUGGUAAGCCUAAAUUACCAAACCAUAUAGGAAAAGGACACGAAUAAAGUAUUUUCAGUCUGGGGACACAGUUUUAAAGGGGCACUGUCCCUAAAAGUCUCAAUAUGCCCAUAUAAUGUUUUUAAAAGGCCAUAUACCCCAGGGCCAUAGUCAUAAGGCUGGCAAUCAGGCUCCUCCAAAAGUCAGGGGCAAAGGGCAGUUUGUCACAUAAAAAGCCAGUGACAAAGGGCAGUUUGUCACAAGCUGCCUCUUGAUUUUGCUCCACUUAGUUAACCAAACCAGGAAGAAACAGAAAUGGUUUUCUGAAGGCCAGGGGGCUAUAACCAGGUUUAUUUAUAAAAGUGUCCAAUUUUGUAGAAGAGGACACACUCAGCACACAUAAAGCAUUUCAGCAAGUUAAAGAUCUGGAGUGUCCAUUUAAAUCAAUGACAUACAUUUCAGCAAUGGUCAAUAUAAAGAAGACUAGUGAUGUCCCGAACGGUUCGCCGAACGGUUAGCUGAACGGUUCACCAAACGGUUUGCGAACGGUUCGCCAUGAACGGUUCGCCACGGACUCAUCAUUGAGUAAACAUUGACCUUGUACCUCACAGUCAGCAGACACAUUCCAGCCAAUAAGCAGCAGAUCCUCCCUCCCAGACCCUCCCACCUCCUGGACAGCUCACUAAGAAUGCAGCUUCACAAUGAAUGUAAAAUGGAUGCUGUCCAGGAGGUGGGAGGGUCUGGGAGGGAGGGUCUGCUGCUGAUUGACUGGAAUGUGUCUGCUGACUCUGAGGUACAGGGUCAAAGUUUACUCAAUGACGAGUCACCGGCGAACCGUUCGGGACAUCACUAAAGAAGACCCAUUACGUGUGUCAUUUUAAUCUUAAAUUUCCCAGGGAUUGACUGAAAAAUCCAUCCCUUUGGUAAUGGAGGAAUAUUUUGGGGACACAAAUGAUCCUCUCAAAAUCCGAGAUACGUUUCUGGAUUUGUGCGGUGAUAUACUGUUUGCUAUGCCUGCUCUCAAGACUGCAAAAUAUCACAAAGGUAGGUAACAACAAGUUGUUUUUUUUCAGGGAACAUGAUGAAAUUUUAAUAAUCAUAUGAUAAAAAUGAUAUUAUCUUUACACAUUUCUACAUGCAUCUUACACUCUCAUUGUGGUUGUGUUAUUUUGCUUUGUUUGUGUUUGUUUUUUUUGUUUUUUCCCCCCUCUUAUUAUGCCUUUUUUCUUUUUUUUUUUUUUAAAUCAACUGCUAGAUUCUGGGGUUCCAGUCUAUUACUAUGAAUUUCAGCAUCGGCCAGCGAUCUACAAGGAUAAAAAACCUGCGUUUGUUAAAGCAGAUCAUGGAGAUAAAGUAUCGUACAUAAUGGGAGGCACAUUCAUAAACCGGGAUGUCCUGUUCAGAGGUAAGCAAUGUAUCUUUUCAAAAUGAUGCUAAAAAACCUGUUUUGAAGUUGAAUGGGCAAUUUUUUUUUUAUUUUUUUUACAGUCAAUGCAACAGAGGAAGAAAAGAACCUCAGCAAAACCAUGAUGAAAUAUUGGGCAAACUUUGCUCGAAAUGGGUGA